AUGAGUUCAAAUGAGAAAAAAUAUAAAAAUCAGACCAGUACGCCAAUGGAUUAUGCCAACAGUGCUGUGAGUGUUUCAAUUAUUUAUAUAAUAUGUAAUAAUAAUAUUAUUUAAAACGAAGUUAUCGAUACAUACUUUUUUUGUUUUGUAAUUGUAUUAAUUAUCUAUAGUAAUAUUAUCAACUCUGUAAUUAACAGUGUCUGGUGGGAGCCUAUACAAUUAACAGUGCAUUCAUCGCACAAGCCUUUAUUAUCUAAAAACAGUUUUAUAUUAUUUGAUUUUAAUGUAAGUACACAUGACUAAUGGUUACUGCUUAUCAUUUUUAUUUUCAAAUAAAUCAUGUAAUAAAUAUUAUCAUUAAGAUUAUUGUUUGUUUAAAACCGCAGAUCAUAAUGAUAAAAAUUGUGGAAGCUUAUAAAAAUAUACACAAAUGGGUAUCUUGUUCGUUAAUCGACUAGGUUAGUUAAUUGGUUAUCAGUUUAAACGAUUAUAAUAUUAGAAUUUUCUAAUAAAAAAAUCGUUAAAACAUUUUCUACUUAUAAAUUGUAUUUUUAUUAUCACACUAAUCAAAACAACACCAAUUUUAAAUAUGAAUAAUGGUCUGAGGAAUAAUACUAAUACCGAAUAAUACUAUUACAGAUAAACACUAAUGUUUUCUUAAGUAGACAAAUUAAAAUUUAGCUUGAUUGUUCAAAUUAUUACAGUAUUGUGUCUUUGAGUUAACAAUUAAAGUUUUUAAUUAUUUGUAAUUAGGCGUCACGCUACUGUUAAAUAAUGAAACACGUUUCAAAUCCAAUAAAUGCUCAUUGUAAAAUUAUCUAUAGGGUGAUAAAAUGAGUAAAAAACUUUUCAAGCGAUAUCCUUAUAGAUUUAAUGUACACAUUAGCGAUAAUACGAUAGUUUAAACUUUAAAUAGUUUAAUUUAUUUUAAAUAUAUCAUAUAUGUAUAUUCUGGUAUAAAAUUGAAGCCAGUAGAUUGUUCUAAAGAUAAAUGAAAUCUUAGUGUAGGAAUACUUAAAAUACCUACCAACAAAAUAGUCCUUUACAUACCUAUUUUGGUAUGGUAAAUGUGAAAUAAUUGUGCAGGAGGAGAAAGAGAAUUUUUCAUGCUCCUUUUUUGGAAUAAUUUAAAAUAGACAGUGAAAAAAAUAAGUUUAUUUCUUUCAAAAUCUAUAUCCGAAUAUGGACAAAAAUGUGUAGAUAAAUACAAAUUGUGAGGUCUUUUUUUAUUACGUAAUAUAUUUGUUUAUAAAUCGAGCAUAUUUUGCUGUUUGUUGGAUAGUUUUUAUACAAGAAAGAAUAGAAAAACUUCAAACACCUGGCGUAUUAUUCGUUGAAAAUAUUUCAAAUUUUAUCAAAUAAUUUACUGGUCCUGAGCUAUAUAAGGAAUCAUUAGUCACUAACUCAAUUAUAAUUUCUUAAAAUUGAUGUUUUUCGUUAUUGCUGCAAGUUUUUAUAGACAGCUAAAAACCCAAUCAAUGCUAUAUGGUCUUUAUGUAUUACAUUAAAAGAAUUUUUUAAGUUCACAUAAGUAACAUUAAAAAAAAAAGUCUUUGUCGUAAGCCAUGACUCUCAAAGUUUCAGCCCUGAUUAGAGGAAAAGAAACUUCUAGCAAUCCUUCGGGAUAGUGAGAUUUUAAACUUGAAUUUUGAUCUUGGAAUAUCUUGGAAUUUUUUUUGUUUAUUUUUAGUUUCCAUUGCUAAAAUAAAAUAACAAAAUUAUUGUCACAGCCCGACUAUCUCCAAUGUUUACUUUUUUAUAAAUUGUGAAGUAGAGAGGUAAAAAUUCAUCGGAAGGAAUAAUGAACCGGAGUAACUUACUAAAAUAUGAUAUUUACCUCCCAAAUAGUUGUAUGUUUUAUCGGAGAAGGUAUUAUUUUAGGGUGGGAUCAAGGUGAUUAGAUAUUACACCAGGAUUUUCUCUGCUCCUAUUGAUUCGAUUUAUUCCUUUUCCUGUCUGCUAUAAUAAAAUACUUGGAUAAUCAAAUAAAAUAACCGUAGGCAAAAUCGGGUAAGACAGAUUGUUAUACAACAGAUUAUUAAUCAUAUAUCAUAUAGUCUAUAUCGUUUGUACGAGUAUUCAGUAAGUAAUAAAUUAUAAUAUAUUAUUGUAAUAUCGUUAUUAUAAAAUAAUAAAGUAAUAACACAUAUUUACAAUUAAUUGGUUAGGUUAGGUUAGGUUAGAAAAAUAUAGGUACUUAAUAAUUUGCGUAUAGAUUGUACAUAAUAUAUACAAUGCCACAGAUAUUGAGCAUUAUCGAUUAGCAAUAAUAAUUUAUUGUUUAAUUACAUAAUAUUAUAUUAGAUAAACAAAGAAUUGAAUUUUCUAUAUUUUAAUCAAACACAUUUUAUUUUAUAUUAAUAAUAAAGGAUAAUAAUUAUAUAAUAUUAUAAAAUAUAAACACAGUACGAACGUAUUAUUGACAUUUUCUGUUCGAUAAUCUUUUAUACCACGAUGACCAGGGCCGGCUUGAAGGCAGUCCAAGCUACACACUCGCACAGAGCCCUGCGCUUUUAGAUGCCCCGCGUCUACUAACAAUAGCUAGAUAGUAAUUUCACAUGAUUAUUUAGGGAAAUACAGAUUAAAAUUAAUAAGAACUAUGAAGAAUUGUACUGUAUUAUAAAGAUUUUAUUACGCUAUUGAUAUUAGAAAAUAAAAAUUAAAAAAAAGCUUAUUGAGACCCCACAAACUACUGUACAGGGCCUCGAUAUUUUCUAAGCCGAUCCUGACGAUGUCAACAUUAAUACAUAUUCCUGGACCAUACCUAUUAAUUAUAAUAUUAAUACUACAUUGUGUAUGAACAUUUGAUUGAUAAAAUAGAUCAGAUAGUAAGUGUGACACAAUCAAUAAUAUAUUAUUUAGUGGCACUUAUUGGAAAUUCCUCGGACCGAGAGAAUAAUUUUAUGGUUUUAUGUACCAAACUAAAUAAUAUAUAUAGGUACACAAAAUGCGAAUUCAUACCUACAUAAGAUAUAUGUAUUUUGUUUUUGCAAACUUUAAAACAUCUAACAAGAAAACAAAUAUUUUGCUUUACAAUAAUUAUACUUACAAUAAAAUCUAUUAAAUAAACUUUGUACAUAUAUGGUUACGUACCUACCUAUAUUAUGUACACGACUGAAAAAUAAUUUAUAUAAGUUAUAGUUUUAUAAGUAAAACUUAAUUCGAAGGUCUUAUAAACUCAUUUGUUAGAUUUAUUAUAUACAUUUGAUUUAGACACCUAUUUAAUUACUGUUAUACAAUUAUUAUGCAAAUAUAAUAUUCAUCUUUGAGCAUUUGGACAUAUUGGAAAUUAUAUAUUGUUUCCUAUAUAAGUAUUUAUACAGGGUAAUCGAUUUAUUACGAAUCAGCAAUUUUCUCAGAAGAUUUUAAGUGAAUAUGAUUAUGUUUUUUUUUUUCAACUAUUAGGUAUAUAGACUAUGGAGUCCUUAAAGCUUUAUUUCAACAUUAUAUUUUCACGAAGGAUACGGAUUUUUCAUCCGGUGAUAUUUUAUUUGAAACAAAUUCUAUUAUUUCCAAACAGGUUUUUUUUUAAAAUUAAAAAAAUACUCAACAAAUUUCUUUAUAUCCGGGGAUACAUAUUUUAUUUAAAACAUUAGUACAUGAAAAUUAUUGAAAAAAACGCCCGUGAGCAACAGACGUCAUAUGAGUCGAAUUUGCUCCUAGCCUACUUGUUGCCGUUAUCAUAUUUAAUUUUUUAAACAAAUUUGUCUAGGUACUUGAUCUAAAAUCAUAAUCGAAAAUUUGUUCGUAAAUUAUUUAAAACACGUUUUUCAUUCGUACGAAAUUGGCGUUUUUCGAUGUAUGAAAAAUAAUAUGUUAGACCUUCGAAAUUGCGUGUAACAAUAAAUUGCGGUACUGAAUACUGAUGAGUAAAUAUUUGAGUAUAUGUAAACUGUCGGGUUGUCAAUUUAAUUUUUUGUUUCGUUGUAGGAUGCCAAAAAAAAAAAAUAAAAAAAUAAUAAAUGUGUGUAUUUCUGCGUGUGCUAAUAUUAGAUUUGUUCUUUCGCAGUAUUUUUAGUUUUUACCUUCAAUGUCAGUACUUAAUUUAUUUAGCUAUAAUAAAAUCAAGAGCAGAGUAGGUAUAACCUUUAUAGUUGGUAUAACUAAUUGUUUAACGGGUAUAAUGGUACAUAGCAAUUUAUUUCAAAUAAUUUAUAAAUAUAAUUAAUUGUGUAAAACUGUGGUACGAAAAUUGUUAAAUUUUACUUAAAUUAGUUAAAACUACAAGGAAAGUCAAAAAAAUUACCUCUCAAACGUACCAGCUCGAUAAAAAAUACUAAAAGAAAGCUUCUAUAAAGUUUUUUAUUGGAGUUUUAUUUAUAAAAUACCAAGGAAAUAAAAACUAAAAAAAAACAAACUAGAUAAUGUCAAAUGUAUACAAAUCAUUAAAAAUAUGCAAAUUAUUUUAUAAAAUUUACCAUGUUAAGGAAUAUCUUAUAUUAUUAUUCGAAAAAUUUCAGGUUCCUGUGAAUAUUUUUAUCGAAUUACAACAAAAAAAUAAAAUUUUAAAUAAUGUUAUCGUAAUUUCCAGUUUUUCUUACUAUUUUUCCCGGUUUUGCCCAACUAUUAAGAAAACUGUAAAGGAAUUAAAACGCGACUUUCUUACAUACCAACUAGAUCCAAAAUGUAAAAAAAAAAAGAUACUUAUCUUAUCGUUUUUCUAUAGAAGCAAAAUUUUAGGUAGACAACAUAAAUAGUAAAAAUUUAAAAUAAUGAAAUAAGUAACGCAGAGGCGUGCACAGAGGCGGUAUAUUUUCGUCCGUUUAUCCUAUAAUUUUUUCCUGGCUUUUCCUGCAAUUAUUAUGGAAAUCUCUCGGAAAAUUGAAAAAUGAUCUUUCGAUGAACUAAUUAGAUCUAAAAUGUAACAAAAAAGUUUUUGUAGUAUUUUUCGAUUAUUUGCUUUGCUCAUAAUCUAAAAAACAAAAAUAAACUACACGAGUUUUUGCUAAUAGUUGAUGAUAUUAUAACAAAAUAUAAAAUUGUAUAUUAGAUUAUUAGCGUUACUAAUGUAUAUAUAUGUCCCCGAGUCCGUGCUUGAAACUAUACUAUUUAUGAAAUAAUUAUUUAAUUUUUUUUAAAAAAAUUAAUAUUUUAAAUUAAAAAAACUAUUAAAAACUUUUUUUUUUUUAAUUGAAAUUUUUAUUUCACGAAAAAACAAACAGUACAAAUUUUCGGAAUAAGCAAAAUAAUUUUUUUUUAUAUUGAAAAAAUAGGCUUAAAACCAAUAAUAAAAUCAAAAUAAACAAAAAAAAAAACGAGUCGUAUAAUAAAUAUGUAUAUUUAUUAUAUUUUAUUAUAUUUUAUUACCUAUAUUUAUUAUCGUAUUAUACGUAGUUAUACAUUUACUUAAAAUUAUAACUUAGUACAAUACAAAUUAUAACCUUAAAAAAGUUUUUAUUAAUACAGCAAUACGUCAAUAUUAUUGUUUGCAAUAAAAGUGCCUUUCAAACACCUAUUUAAUAUUUAUACGUUAUCACUUUAUUUUAGUUCUUUUUGUCGGCAAUUUAUAUAGGUUGUCGUUAUCCGUUCGUUAUUAGUCUAUUAUUGACUAAACAAAGUUUGAAUUUCUUAAUGUAGAAGUUUUGUUUGCAUGAACGGCUUUCGGCUGGUUUUAAUUAUAAGUUUGUAACCGAAAUUUUCGAACAAUUUAUAAUAACCCUAGUAAUAUUAACUUUGUUCAUUAUAACACGUAACUUUUGAAAUAAUGUAAUAUGAAUUUUAUAGAUUGAUUAAAAAUAUUAUACUAACCUGAAUAGCGUGAUAAUUUUUUUUUGUAUGUAAGUAUAUAAUAUUUACUGAAGUAUACUGUUCUGAUUUUAAUUAUUCUUUAGGUUUAUAGUGUAUAUUUUAUAAUUAUGAAUUCAAAAUUGUGUACCUAUCUCAUGUUUCAAACUAUAGGAAUUUUAUGUUUAAUUUUAAGUUGAAGUAGUGAGUAACAUGAUAUUAUAAAACCUAAAAUUUGAUAAGAUUAAAAAUUAUACGAAAUAACUGGGUAUAAAUUACUUUUAUAUAUUAUGUAUAUUAUAUACAUAUUUAUGUAAAACAAAAAGUGAACUAAAAAGAAAAUAAUUAAAAGACAAGUGUAAAGAAUACGAAAUAGUAAAACUUUAUUCAUAAUUAUGCAUCUUUUAUAUUAAUUAAUUAUUCGGAAUGUAUCGUUUAAUUCAAAUUAAUUUGUAGUCAAUUAUUUCCAAUUAAUUAAAUUUGAAGUUUCAUCUUUAUACGUUAUGUUCUGUAAUUGUCAUUCCUAAAAGUUGCGCUAUGGUGAUAUGUGGAGAGUAUUUAAAUUUAAUCUAAAUGAUGUACUUUCCGAAACGAAUUAAAAAUAUGUUUUUAAUGGUAAAAAUUAUGAUAGUAAAAAUAUCUCAACAGGAAGUGUCACGUUUUACAAUUUGUAAAUAACAUUCGUAACAUAUUUCAAUUGAAUUGUAUAUAAAAUAAGUCAUAACUAUACGAAAUACUGUUUUAGUAUAAUGAUAUAAAUCAAUAUUUAUAUUUAUAUUUUAUUGUAGUGUAAUGUAUUAUUGUGAUUUCCGUAACGUUAAUGUAAAAAAGCCGUCUUCGGAUAAUGGAGAUACAUACAGCCACUGUUAUAAGUAAUUUAUUGUAUAUCUGUAAGCAACGAUAAAUCAUUGUUAAUGAAAAACGAUUCUGUGCGCAGUUCAGUUGAUAGUGAUGCUUUGUCAACAAUAUAUAUAUAUAAAAUACCAAAUUAAAUAUGUAUUUUCUUUAAUAACAUAUGUUUAAUAUUGUACCGAUUUUUCCCUUUUUUCCUACCUUUUUCCAUGUUUUUCCCGGUUUUCCACAUUUGCAGGCAAAACUCUUGGGAAAAUCGAAAAAUCACCUUAAUGUAUCUCCCAAGUCAGAUUUUUUUUUUAGAAAAGUGCUAUUAUUGUAAAUCGGAGCAAUAUUGCUGGUAUAAAAGUUGUUGACAGAAAAACAAAUCGUAAUAUUUUAUUAUUAAUACCUACAUUUCGUAUAUUUUCCGUUUUCCAAUUUUUUCCCAGAUAUUAUGAAAGCCAUUUGAUAAAUUAAAAAAUUACCUCCCCAAAUUACCAUGAAGAAAAUAGGUUACACUUGAUACAUCGGAGUAAGAUUUUUGGUAGAAAAGUUUGCACAACAAUUCGAGGGGUAUUAUGCGAUUAAAAUAGUCGGAUGAAGUCGGCUUGAGUCUGUUUUAGGUACAUCCAAAAUGUAUUUGUUUAGUUAAAAUGGGGGGGGGGGGGGAAAUGCAAAAUAUGAUUUGAACUCGAAACCCCUAGGAUGAUAAUUGUCAUAAAUAACCAUUAGAUUUCGACGAAUAUUCUUUAAGAAGGACAAUAUGGAGUUAUUUAAAAUAACAUAUAAUAUCUGCAUAAUAUCAAAACUUCAAAAAGCUAUAAUUUCAAAACAUAUUAAGUCCGCUUAAUUCUAACUUCACCAUCGCUCUUGAAUCAGCAAUAUACAUAUGUUUAGAAAAAAAAAAUUGAAAAAUUAGAUUUGUUCCACAUAAUUUUUUCCACAACCGAUUUUUGUUAAAAUUUGAUAUUAAAAUUCCCUUAUAAAAAAAAUACUGCAUUAAAUUUCUUUUUAUUUUUUUUUUUACUAGAAAGUAAGAUUCUUAAAGAACCUCCUGUGAAAUAUUCAAGCAUUUCUGUUCAAGUCUUACAAUUUUACCACAGAGUAUCCAUCGAAUAAAUAUUACGUUCAAAACUCUCAAAAUUAAAAUGUCUAUAAAUACUACAAACAUGGCUUAAAUUUUUUGAAAAUUUUAUCACGUCUAGAAAAGGUAAAUAUAAGUUUUCUGUUCAAAUUUCAAGUCCAUAGAGAUGAUACAAUUAUUUUUAACUGAAUUACAACAAAUAACAAAAUUGAAAAAUUACAAAAGCAUUAUUUUCGUAAAUUUCCAGUUUCUUUUACGCUUUAUCCUGGUUUUUUCUAGAUAUUAUAAAAAUGGCUUGGAAAAUUAAAAAUUGACUUUCCAAAAGUACCAUCUGGAUUUCCUUUCGGAAAUGGUGCCGCGCGUUUAUAUCUAAACAAGAUUUCUGGUAAAAAUUUUUGUACACAUUAUAAAAAAUAAUAAUAAUAAUAAAAAAAUAAACAUCUUAGUAAAACUAAUACAUUCUUCGCUGCAGAAUCUAAAAUAAAUUUAACAUAAUAAUGUAUAGUACAUACAAUAUAGAACAUUCAUAAAAAGAAAAUAUUGAAUAUGUUUUACGGAAAAUUAUAUAACAUUCAUUACAUAGUAGUAGUAUGUUUAGCGUAUACUAUAUAAGUUUGGAGGGAAAAUUUUAUGAAUGAACGUUUGUUGAGAAUUUUUAUUAUGCUUAUAUUGUUAUGAAUAUAUUAUGCUAUAAAAAAAAAAAAACAUUCAGCCAUUUAUCUCUACUUACAUACAUCAUUAAGAGUAUUUUUGUAAUUUCUUUCACAUUAUUUUAAAAGUAAUUAUUACAAUUGUGUUUUUAUAUUAAACAAAUUAUACUAAAAUAUUGCAAAAUAUUAUUUAUUUUUUUAAAGUUCGACUUUGAUGUGCAAAAAUCACAAGAGUUUAAUCACUUUAUAUAUGACGGGUAGAUAUAUGUUUUGAUCGUUUGCCAAGAUAAACAUGUUAUACGACGAACACUGUUGCUUUUUAAUUUUUGUUUACCUAAAUAUGUUUAAUUUUUUUUAAAUAUAAUUUUACUAAAAAAAAUAUUUAAACCUACAUAUGUUUUUUCGAUCAGUAGAUUUUGUAUCCAAAGAGUCGGAUAAUAUGCUUCGCUUACCUGCGUGGGUAGGCAACUGUUGUAAGUUUGAAGUUGAGAAGGUAAUUCAGUUUCAUACUACUGAAUGUUACGAUGAAUUGGUGCAAAUUUGCAAAAUAAAAAAAUAAAAAUCGAUUCAUGUCGAGGGUGGAGUUAUCGUUUAAAUUGCUUUUUGGUUUUUCGAUUUUUACGGUCUUUUGGUUUUUGCCUGUAUAACUGAGAGAACUUAUGAAAAAAUAAAAAGUUUCUUGAUUUCUAUUUAAAGUCCAAAUUUCGAUUUUUACUACCGAAAAAAUGGUCACAGAUACAGAAAAGAAAAAUGCUGAUUUCUAUAACUAAUAUUAUUAUAUUCAUCGCUUCGCUCCGCAUCAACAGUAUAAAUAUGUAAUACAAAUCCAGAAAAUUACAAUAAUUUAUUUUUAAAUUCCGUUUUGCUAUGGAUUACUAUUUAUUGGAGUCUCGUCACAACGUUGCCCGUGAUAUCCAGGUUAUUACUAUUAUAACCAAAGUUUAGGUUAGGUAUAUAGAUUUGUAUUGUUUUUUUGAUAUAUGUAACUAAGGGAAACUAGAAAUCAUUAAAAAAAAGAAAAAAAUAAUCUCACUUAAACAAAACAGACUGUAUACAAACACUUCCUUUUGUUACAGAGACAAACCAGUUGUAGUUUAUUUUCUAAUAACGUUUUACUAAAACGUGCAUAACAAUAAAGUACCUACCUAUAAUACCUAUUUAAUAGACAUUGUACAAUAUUAAUUAUUAUUACGGGUAAUUUUAUGGAAAUAUCAUGCACCUUUAUUUAAAUGACGAAAUAUUCUUAACACGCAUGUUCAAUUAAUUAAAUGUAAUAUGCAGAAGAGGCGGUGUUGUACAAACGCUUACAAAAUACUGUAUAAGCUAUGAUGCUAAAAUUUAAAAUGACGUUAUAACCGGCAAUAUAACAUGUUUUAUGUCGUAUCUUGUAUAGUAGCAUGACGUGACCGACAUAAUAAUUGAUAAUAAUAUUAUAAUUGUUUUUCUCUACUUGCACUACGGUAUUAUUAUAUAGAAUAACAAAAAAAAAAAAACGAUUGUGUAAUUAGUUAGACAUUUUAUCUGAGUGACAUCAAUAUACGAUGUGCUUCGUCGACGUACUAGCCCAUUAUUUUCACGGUAAACAUCAACUACAUAUUCACUUCCCUCUUCCUUAUUCUUUUUCUCAAAAGAAUAUAGAAGAACCAAUUGUAAUAUGGUUAGUAUGUAUAGUUUACCAAUUAUUCUACAUAGAGUCGAGAAGUUAUAUUGUUUGUACUUUUAUAGGUUUAGUGGUACUAGAGAACGGAAAAAAUAUGGAGUUUUCCAUACUCGGAGAAGAUUUAGGCUAAAUAAGAAGUAGCUAAAGGUUAUUGGGGAUGAUAAUAUGAGGGUUUGUUGGGUAUAAAUGAUUAGUGAUGUAUUAUACAUAAAGGCUAUAGACUGUUGAGUGUGAAAAUAGGAGUAUAGUGAUUCCACUUGCGUGGGAUAAAGGCGAUAAGGAAUAAGAGGAUUAUAAGUAGUUGCACAGUAUCCAAAAUCGUUUUUCAUUGGUCUUAACUGUAAGCUAGUCAUUUGGACACAAAAAACCUCAUAAAAAAAAAAAAUGGCCUGUGACUUUUAACGAUGCGAAUAAUAUAAUUAUUAUUACGGUACGGCUUCCAAAAGAGUAUAAUCUAAUGGACAGGGAAUUAAAUUAUUGUCCGAUCAAGGAUGAUGGCGACGUGGACCUCACCUAGAUCGCCGAUACACUUUUGUCACCCCCACCCGGCCUGCACCGUCACGUUAUUGACACUGAGCCGUCGUUGUUGAUGUCAAUUAUAAGAAGUGGUUUAAACUUCGUCGUAUCGUGUGUUUUGAACACGAUCUUAUCUUUUUGGAUGCAAGGCAUAUGAUUUAAUCGAAUUGAAUACAGUUGUAUACUACACAAUAUCACGUAAACAUGUACGCUUGAAGGAAAUAUAACGAAUAAAAGAUAUACUGUUCACAAAAAACGUAUUGGAAAUUUCAAAUCGACGUUUUAAUAGGUUAUAUAGAAAAUGUAGAAAAUUCGAAGAAAAAAAAAUUUCAAAAAUACAUUCGUAUAGAGACGUCAAACAUUUUAUUGGCGUGUCAAAUGGUGGUUAUCACGGUCCCGUGUACACCGCGACAAGUAGAUAUUGACGGUACAGCUAAUCAGACGAGAGUAUUUAUUUUGCAUGGGACACGGACGAGGUGUGAUGUCUACCAAUAAUAUUAUUAACUGUCCGUAUCGAGCGACGCGCGUCCUCGAGCUGUGUGUCGUCUCGACCUUGAGACCGGUACAUCGGGCCAAUGUGUUCCACGGUGACGGUUGCGGCGGCGGCCUUUGCGAAAGGGUAUGGUCGGCGGCGACCACUGCCGUCGUGACGCAUGACGCUGGCCGCGGGCGCACCCUCCCGCCCGCCAGCCCGCGCACACAGCUGAGCGAAUUUUCCCGGGGACCGGCCGCUAAAGGGCCGCGUGCCAACGGCGCAGGAGUGACGCCCGUGCGCUCGUUCCUCCUUGUUCUCCGUCGUCCGCGCGCACCGGUGGCGCCGCGACACCGAGUCGGCCGUCGACGUAACGCGCACCUCAACAUUUCGUCCGCGUACCCCGAUCCGCCGCCACCUGCGCGCCGCGUAUCCGAACGUAUUAUUAUUGUUGUUAUUAUUAUUUUUCUCCGUUCGAAAACACAACGUGCGUUCCACACUACCCUAAUAUUAUUCAUUUUUUCAUUAUUACCUCGUACAAAAUACAACUAUAUAAUAUGACGCGCCCUCGUGCAAUAUUAUAACGACAUGAAUUUUGCCACCGUCGCACACCGCCACUACCGUCGCCGUCGUCGUCGCUGUGCUUCGUUACCUGUGACACGCACCGAUCGUUUUGUGCACAUCGUGUCGUAGAAAAAAAAAACCCAUAAAAAAAAAAUAAUAAUAAUAAUAAAAAAUAAAAUAGUAAAAACAAUCAUGCGAAAAGUAAGUGUCGUGUGUGAAAAUUUUGAAUAGACGAUAAAAUAUUAUUAUUAUCUUAAUAUAAAAAUACGCAUUGUGUGCAGUGUGUGGUUGGUGUGUAUACUAUUUUGCAUGGAAAUAUUUUGUACAGUUUUGCUUUGACGUUGAAGAAUAAUACGAUAAUAAUUAACGUUGUCGUUUCAAAAAUAUUUAAUUUUUUUAUUAUCGCACCGACGCCAAUUUGUAAGUAUAGUAAAAAUUAAAAAUUAAAUUUUACUUAGAACUUGUAGGUACCAAAUAUGUUGCACUCCCUUAUGGUUGUAAAAUAAUACAUCCAUUAGUCAUCGUUAUGCAAUUUACUAUAUUGUUAAUUUAGUUAUAGGGCUCGGCUUUUACAUUGCAUUUAAGAAUAUUAUGCAUUAUUGCUUUAGAAAAAUGUAAAAAUAUAAUUAAAAAUUCAUCAAAAAUCAGAAACAAUAACGACCCGUUUAAAAAUAAUAAUAGAAAUCGUAACUAAUAAGAAAGAGAAAUAAUUUAAAAAUAUUGGUUAGUUAAAAAUGGAGGGUGUAAUAUAAUAAUUUAAUUUAUUUACAUUAUUUGUUUUUAUUUUAUUUAUAUUAUAUUAAAUUAAAUUAUUAUUUAUAACGAUAAAUCAUUGAUAACGUAAAACGUUGUUGAGAAAAGUUCGGUUAAACAUGUUUUGGAAUGCUGUAAUUUGUAUAAUUUUCCUUAUCAUUUUAACUCAAAACGCUUAAAAAAUAACUAUCACAUGCCGCUCAAAUUUUUUUUUAACCAUUAGGUGGAAUUUAUGAUGAACAUCGUAUUAAAUUUUUAUGUAAUUUUUCCGGCUUAAAACAAUUUUAUCCACAUAAAACCAAAUAAAAACUAAACAAACUAGACGACUUUAUAAUGGCUUAAAAUGGCUAUAAAUAACCCGAAAUUACAAGAAAGUUUUGAAAAUUUGUUUAUGUCUAAAAAGACCUACUAUAAGGAUUCGAUGAAAAUGUCAGGUCUUUAUGAUAAUUUUUGUAUGAAUUACAAAAAACAAAUGAAAUUUAAGGGAUCGGUGCAAUGUAUGAUCUAUCGACUAGCUUAUUUAUAUGUGCUACUUAAAAUGGUAAUGGACUUACUAAAAUGUUGAUUGUUAAAUUUAUAUUGCAAAAGUAUUCUUUAAAUCUGAUAAAAAAAAAAAAAAUCAUAAAAUAUUUGGAAUUUUAAUGGGUGACAUUAUCGCCACCAUUAGUUGACUGUCUAAUAGUAGAAAGACACGAUUACAACUACAGAAGCUAUUAUUGCGUGCAUUUUCCUGUUUUCCCCAAUAAUAAAAAAAACCUAAAAGACAAAUUAAAAAGAUAAAAUAAAUAAAUUUGACUAGGGGCAAAUAAUCAAAAGUGAAAUUGGACGGAGGGAAGGGGGGUAAAUUGAUAUUUAAACUCCUCGCUGGUCAAACAUCACACUGGGAUCAGUAAUCUUUAGUGACAUUUACCUCCUCUCCUCCGGUAAAGUGUCACACUAGGGUCAAAAUAUUUGGGAAAGCGCUCUUAUUGAAAAUAUAUGUAAGAUUUUCCAAAAAUUGUAUUUUAUUUAGAAUGUAAAUUCGACGAAAAAAAUUAUAGGUAUCUUAUUCAGUAAUAAAUUCCAUUUCCUAAAAAAAAUGUGGCCAAAUCUUAAUAAAGUUCAAGCCCUAAUGAUCAUAUUGUAUUCUCUGUUUAAUAAUUUAUAUCAAUUUAUAUCAAUUAUAUAUUGGUACCUUUUGAUAGUGUUUGAUAUUUCGUUCAAAAAAUUAAAAUUAUAUUUAUUAUAUAAUCUACAGAAUAUGAAUCACCUAAACCAAGUUGUACUGACUCUUAGUCUAUAAUAUUUUAGUUUGCAAAUGUAUAUACCAAUAAUUUUUCAAGUAGCGUUUUGCAUACAUUUUUUAUUGAGUAGUUUAUAGGCCUAAAUAUAAGUUUAAACAUUCAGAUUGGAUGAUUUUGGCCAAUCGUACUAAACAUCCAACCGGUUCAGUUAAAUGGCUUAAUUAGAAGAUUAUCACCAUAAGUAAACUCGGUGUAUCACCAUUCCUCAUAUGAAAUGUUCGGAACGUGGUAAUAACCACCUGAAAACCUGUUGUCUAAUUUGUGAGUUUUAAUCCCUCUCACUCUCUUUAUUUAUUCGACUUAUUUACAAUCGAUCUCACUCAAACAGUAUUAUGAUAAAAUCACGCGGAAUCCGAGUUGGAAAGAUUUGCUGGUUGCAACACAGAAGUCUGAUGGCCGCUAAACAAUAAAAUAUAACAUUUUCUAUUAUUUUCUCUACAUCUGUUUGGUAUCGCAAAAUAUGACCCAUUAUUUUAUCAUUAUCGCUAGUUUUGUCCUAAUUUAAUAACUAAGCUAACAACCCUUUGUGCUAUGCACGAUCACACGCCCGUCUAAUCAGACCCUGCGUUGUACUGCAACAAUGCAUUUAUCAGCUUUUGUAGUUUUACAGCAUGAUUAAAAAACACUUUAAGAAAAUAGCUUUUAUCUUGACUUAUUUACAAUUCUAAUUAGUUACAUACUGUCUUGUGCUAUAGACUGAGAUACGUUAUUAUGUUUAAUGUUUAUAAAGGUUUUGAUUUAUGUGAUGUUAAAAUAUACGAGUCCAACAAAACUACAAAACAUUUUCUUCAUUAAUAUUAUUGAUAGUAGUUUAAUUUUACCAAAUUUUAGUGUACGUGCUGGUAUAAACGACAGAACAUUGUAUACAUUACACUGUACUCAAAGGAAAAUUUAACUUUUGAACGUUUUUAACGUUUCAUUGGAGUAUAAAUUGAAAAUCGAUAAUGUGAUAAUAUCUAUGACUCAUCAUACUCUAGAAUCUAGAUAAUUUUAUUAUUGUUUUUAACUUUCAUAACGAGUACAAAAAUUCUAAAAUGUCUUUAAAGGGUACAGUUUUUCUGUUUUACGUGAACAUAUUUUUGAACAAAUUUUACGAUUGGGUAAAUACUCGCGAUCCCCGGGAUCGUUUUUAAAUUUAUACGAGAGUAAAUUUUAAUAUUUUCGAGUCCUAAUAAAUUAUUAUUUUUUUAAAUUAUUUUAUUAAAAUUGCCUAUACUUUACCCCUUAAAUAUUGAAGGUGGUGUGACCUCCAUUUAAUUGGACGUAUAUAAAAUUGUAUAUUGUUAAAAGUUCUAUAAUUAAAACAAACCUACUACUAGUCGAGCGUAUUAAUGACACAAAAAACAAUUAACCAGUUAAAAAGUUACUUAACCUUUUUAAUUAGUUAAUGUCUACCAUUGAUAUUUCAUACUUACUUAUAUAAUACAUAUAGUGUUGUGUCUUGUGUGGAAAUACAUAUUUAAAAUGCAAGGUUACUUUAUGGCAGAGUUUGUGUAUUUUGUUAUUCGCACCACUUCGAUUUAAUACAUUUUUAACCUUUUAUACAACGACAUUUUCAAUACGAUUACAUAUUUUCCAAUUGUUUUGUUAAAUAUUUGCUUUAGCGAAAAGUUAAUUUCAAGUUUAAUUUGUUUACACUUGUGAUAUCCGUGUUUUUUAACAUUGCUAAUUAUUCAUAAAAUAUUAUCAUGGUUGAUUUAAAACGUAGGCUUUAUAGGCUUCAUAGAUCAUUGCUGUUAUUUUUAGAAGGCCGAAAUUUUUUUAUCUAAUUGUAAAAUCUAAAAUAGUACUGGGGUCCAGCCUUUUAGUUAUUAUUUUUUUUAUUUCUGGAUUAUUUUGCCUACAAGAGAAGAAACAACCUUACUACUUUAUUGAACUCUACUCAGAAUUGUGUUUGGAUUGCAAUGAUUUAUCGUUACUUUUUAUUUAAAACUAAAUUAAACUAUUUCUAAUACCAUUGUGAUAGAUCUAUUCUAAUAAUUAACUGUGCUAAGUAUUUCCGACUAUUUAAACAUUAAUUAUUUAUAUUCAAUAUUUAUUUUGAACAUUGAGUUAGUCAAAAUAUUAUAAACCAUAAUAAAAUGGGCUAUAAAAUAUUAUGUUAAUUGACAAAUAUAUUUUAAUCAGAUUGGAAGUUGAUUAAAGAAUAAUAAGAAAAAAUAUAAUUAUUGAAUGUAAUUCCGAUAAGACUUCCGUGAAUAGGUUUGUAUUCCAAUAAUCUAUUUAUUUGAAUGAAAAGUUAUUUUAAAAUUUUAAAAUAAUUCAUUAGACCCGUAAAAGCUUAAAAGAUUUGAUGACUUUUUUCUUAGGUAAUAUUAGAUCCCCUCCCUAAAGUUCUAGUAGAUUGUAUAGGAGCGGCAGAAUAUGAUCUUUGUUACGCGUAAUAAAUCACCAACACCGACCCUGAAUAUUGUAAACUAUAAUGUAUAACUUUUUUGAUCAUUUAUAUAAUAAUUUGUUUUCGCUUUUUUGUAGAUUUAUUAAUUACUACGAUCUCCACAUGAACAGGUUUUUGUUUACUGAGAAAUUGAUAAAAAAAAGCUUAUCAAAAGUGUAAUCACAAUAAUACAAAUAAUAAUAAUGAAAAUAAUAUAAUUUUCAUCGAUUCAAUUUAUUGUAGUAUUAUUAUAGAAUUACCAGUAUGAAUACUUACAGGUCAAGGCCUUUUUUAUCGAGUUAUCAUUUAUUAUUGUGUCAUAUUAUUAUGACAAAAGAAUAUCGUGAUGAUCUACGAUUCAAGAUUUUUUCCAACAUCAUAGAAUCCUCUUAUUUACUAUAUUUUCAAAAUGAUCGUAUAUGAUUCGAUAAAUUAAAUUCACGCAAAAUCUUCGUAUAAUACACUCAUUUGGUUCAUAUUAAAAAAGAAUCACCAUGUAAAAAACCAAGAGAGUUAAAAUAUUCACUUGGAAAUAUUCAAAUAUAUAUGGGUUUCGCUGAAAUUAAUUUAUAUAUCACAUUUAUCUGGUUUAUGGACGUGUUUUAAUAAAUAUUUUAAGUACAUCAUUUUUAUUUAAAUGUUAAUUUAUUUUGAUGACUAAAAUGUAUUGCAUUAUGAUAUUUUGAUUGUGUCACGAGUUAAAUAAAUGAAUAUGUAUAAAUUUAUAUUUUCAUUUUAUGUAUAAAUAUAUAUUUUCAUUUUGUGUAUAAAUUAUUUGUUUGUACCAAUAUUAAAUUAUGCAUGGAACUAUUAAGUAGGAAGUUAAUUUUUCCUAUGUAAAUAUAAAUUACAAAACAGUUUAAAUUGCAUUAAAUUUUACAUUAGGUAUUUAAAGUUUAAAAGAUAGAAUAUAUAGUGUAAUUUAAUUUAUAUAUAUACGCAAUGAUUUAUCAUUGCUAACGAAAAACGAUUCUGAGCGAAAUUAGAUUAUAUAUGUUUUGAUAAACUUAAAUUGAAAAUUGUAAGUACUAAUUGACUACAAAAUACAAAUCACAUACAAAUUACGUGAUUAAUUGUUUCAAAUUGUUGAGUAUUUUUAGAGUCAAAAAAGUUAAUUCGGAAAAUUGUAUGUAAAAUGUGUUGUUUAUGAUUUUUAUUAAAUUUGAUGUUUUAUUACUGCGUUAAAAAUAAUUAAUUAUGGACCUUGUAUCAAAUUUUGGAGUAUUUUUGAGAAGCCUGAAUAAUAGUAAUUUAAACAGGUCAUUAUUGUUAUUAUGUAAAUUUGCCCGUUUUUCAAAUUAUUAAACUAUAAGGAAAAUAAAAAAAUUACUUCUUUAAUGUAUUUACUAGACAAAAUUUGUGACCAGAAACCACACUUAAAUUUGAUAGUCUGACCAAGAUUAUUUUUGGUAGAAAAGUUUUUAAGAAAUACUAAAAAACUACAUAUUAUGAUAAAACCAAUAAAUAUACAUUCCUUGCUACAUUCAGAAUCGAAAAUAUAAUAAAACAAAUUACGUCUAUUAGCGUUAGGUAUUUAAUGCAAUUUAUUUGUCGUAAUAUUUUUAUAUAUUUACUCAAAAUUACCAUUAAAUUUAUUUCUAAACUUGACACAUUUCAUAAGAUAUUGAUUUAUGCCACUCAUAUUUUUCUUAUCCUUCUUCGCCUUCAUCUCAGACUUUUAUUUGCCAUUCAUAUUAAAUGUAUUAUUUUAUUUGAAUAAUUAAAGGCCCAGAAGGGCAUUUUUUUUUACAACUAUAGCUAUGUAUGUAGUACUAAAAUUUUGUAUUAUCCAAUUAUUUUGUUAAAAACUUUAGCAGCGGUAUGAGGAAAAUAAUUAAACGAUUUACGGUAAUUUAUUUAUUGUAUAUAAUAUAUAUAUAUAUAUUUUUUAAAAUGUAAUUUAUAACAAAUUGUACUCUAUAGAGAAGUCGUUUUUGAAAGUUCCCAGUUUUACUUUGAGAUUGAUUAAAAAAUAUCUGGAAGAAACAUUUUUAUUUUGCCUAUAUAUAUUAAAUUAGCACUUAAAUUUAUGUUUAUUACUAUUCAAACAUAUUAUGUUUAUAAUACGAUAACAUGGGCGUUCUCAAGGGGAGAUCUCCAUAUAAUAGUAUAAAAGUUGAUGGCGUAGGUGAAAUAGACAAAAGUAAAUUGCCUGAGCCGCCUGAUGAAAAACACUGAAGUGGCAGAUAGAGAAGUCCCAAUUGAUCCCGAUGAAAUUCUCGAUGUACCUAAAAAUCAAGAAAUAUUGAUAUAAUUUUGUAAAUUCAAUAUUUUAAUCAAAAAUAUAAUAAUCUUGUAAUUUAAUAAAUGUUGUUUUUGUAUAAGAAAGGAGGGUUUGUGGGCCUCAUGGCUCACUUUUUAAUAUAUUUUCAUAUCCCCCCCACCAAUAAAAAAUACUGAGAACGCCUCUCUAUGAUAAAUAUGAUAAUUCAUACGUACAUGCAUAUGCGGUCGUAUUAAAAAUAAUAAUUUAUCGUUUUCCUGCAUGUUCAUGCGCCGAGGGCAUUGACUGAACUACAGACGAUUAAUGAUUCAAAAUUUUUUUUUUAUUUAUGUAAAAUUUAAAUCAUUAUAAUUAUCCUUCAAUCAAAUAAAAUACUAUCGUCUUAUAGACGUAUGAUUAUUAAAAUGAAAUGGAUAUUUGCGAUAGGUAAUCAUGAAAUGGCAUCCUACCGUCAUUGUCGUGUGAUAUAAAUAGCGAAUAAUUUUUUUAUAAUAAUACACUUGCUUCGAGUGUUAGUAGAAUGUUUCAAUAAAUUGUUUAAAAUUAACUUAUUUUUAUUAAAAAAAAAAAAAAAGGAAUGAAAAAAUAGUAAAACAUUGAAUUAUGUUCAAUAAUAAUAAAACUGAAUAGAAUAUUGUAUGUUCAAUUAAAAAUAAUUAUUAUAAUAUUAUAGCGAACAUUAUUUAGUUAUUAUAUUCGUAUAAAUUAUGGAUUUUUUUUUCUUAUAUAGUUAUAGGUGUUUCUGUCUCUAUUGGUACUGCCUUCUGUUACUCUUCCUGAUUAUUAUAUUCUGUUAUUUAUUUCUCCGUUUUGUCACUUUUUUUUUUUAAGUAUCAUCUCUUUAAGAUUGUAUUAUAUGUCUGAGAGUAUAGCCUAACCAUUGCAAUUAUGUGUUUAUUAGACUGUAUUGUGUGACGUCUAUGAAUGUUAUGUAGUGCUUAUUAAUAUGUACUAAAUUUGAUAGAUUCGCCAAAAAUGUAUAUUGAAAUAUAUCGUGUUUAACAGUGUGUGAAUGAUGAUGCGAAACAUAUUAGAUCGAAAACUCAACGUGACAUUUGACAUAAAUAAUAAAUAAUCAAACGCUUCCAUAAAAGGUAUCUACUAUAUACCGUAUUAUAAUGCCGCAUAUGGCGUAGAAUGUAUUUUGUGUGUGGUCGGAUAAACUUACCUACUGUAAUAACAAAUAAUGUGUCACCAUUUCUCGGUUGGCGGACGUAGGUAUCUACAAUAUAGGUAGGUAGGUACUUAUACUGGUUAUUUAAUAUUUAUCAGGUUUUCUUUUGCUGUGUUUAUCAUUGCCAAAUAUUUUAUAUUUCUACAUAUAAUAUUAUAUCAUUAUGCCAUGUAAUUCUAUGAAUCUGCGGAUUGUUUUUAGAUUUCCAGUGGCGGAACGAGGAAUGUAUUGAUUUUAUAUUUUACAAUCUGUGCCUAUUUAUUGUUUAUUAUUAUUAGUAUAAUUUUGUCUGUCUGAACAAUUUUUCUACCAGAAAUCUUGCUCUAAUAAAAAAAAAAUAUGACGAGAGAUUUUUUUGUAGCAUUUUCGAUCCAGUUGGAGGAUUGAGGUCUUUUUUUACCGUAUUUCAAUCGUGCAUAUUGUGUUGAAUAUGACAAAUUCCGAGUUUUGUUCUAUGUCUUACUCGGUGCGUGUCUCGAACUAUGUUCGUGCAUAUAGGGAGGGCCAGGGUUACACAUUUAAUUUGUGUAUGGGUCGUAAGCUAUUCGGAUGUUAAAAAUGUUAUUUUAUGUAUGAAAUUUCAAAUGUUUGAAAAGUACUAAAAACUAUUUUGUUUUUAUUUUGACUGGUCCUAAAUAAUUAGUAAAUGAGACGAAGGAGAAGUAGAAGAUUGGCUGAUGGUUAGGUGGUUAGAACUCGAUUCGGACAAAGAUAUCUGUAAAAGAUCCUGGUUACAAUUUGAAAGGAAUUUUUUCCGUGGGGCAUAACUAGUACCUAUGCAGCAUAUUAUAUUAUGUAUAAACAUAUAGAAGCAUAAAUAUUUUACUUCUACAAAUGCUAUGGAAUGUUUUAAUUGGACUGCACCUGUAGACCGCAGGGCGUAUCGUCGAUUAUACGAUUUGCGCAUGUUGUUGGGGGUAGUGGGAGCUAUAGUCGGCUUUCGUCUCUACUCAAUAAUACAUUAAGUUUUAUUGUCUGAUUUGUAUUCGAUUCGUAAACGGAAGACACCAAAGAAGUGGGCGUCGUUUAUGCAAUAAACCUUGUCAGUAGAUCAUAAAUUAUAUGUUUUUAGAUAUAUAUAUAUAUAUAUAUAUAUAUAUAUAUAUAUAUAUUAUAUAUAUCUACGAUAAGAAUAUAUGAAUCAGAUGGAAAACUGGUCCUCGGAAAUUAAACGUUUACCGUGCGGUUUGCCUGUAUGUUUAUAAUCUUAUACCGGUCAGGUAACCUUGGACUUGAACGAUUUUCAACUCAUUUCCCUUGAACUCGACGUCGCGAACCCAGUAUAAUGGGUACAUUAAGUCUGUGAAUUCAGCUUGUGCCCUUGACCUAGGUCCUAGUCUUUAUGCACAUGAUUCUGUGUCGAUGUACAGGAAUGUUUCGGUCUUAUAAUUGUAUGAUCUACGUACUUAUAAUUAUAUUAUUAUCAUUAAACAGGAUGAAGCAGUGAAUUGGUCAAUUUUAUAAUAAUUAUAUAAAAAAACGACGAGUAAUUUGUUUACACAUUUUAUUUAUACCUUACAACCUUAAAGUAUACAUUAUAAAAAAAGUUAAUGAAAAGGGUUUUUCAUGAUGUAAUUUUCAUAAAUAAUAUUUACAAAAUAUAAUGCCCAUUUCAGUCAAAGCGCCAUACGUCGAUAUGUAUCUGAAAAGCGAAUAUGUAUUUCUCGUAAAAUUUACUAAAAAAUGUGUGCCCCUUUUUUAAGAUUUUUUUUGUUGAAGCCCACCCCUGUAGUGUCUUUGGUGUCCUUUGUUACACACUAUCUAAACGUUACAUACGAAAAAAUCACAAGUUAAUGAUAAGGUACUAUCGCUAUUUAACGAGAAAUUAACGGUUUGAAAACAAAUCUUCAUGAGAAUAUUCACGGUCAUUCUGGUGAUAUGAUUCAGGUUAUUAGCAAGUUUUUUUUAGAGAAAAAAAAUGUAUGAAAUGACUCGCAAUGUUUUUUUUUUUAAAUAAAAAUUGAAUAAUGAAAAACAAUUUACUUCAAUCUCUUUGUGUACUUUAAAAGGCCAUAUUAUGUAUUAAUACAUUAGUGAAAAAAAAAUUUCAUUGGGUUUGUUGAGUUUCGUUUCCCUACACUCAUUGUAAUAUUAUAUAUCUAUAUUCGUUGUUUGAUUUUUGGGGAAAAUUCGAUGUAUUGCAUUGAUUUAUCAAUUAUUCAAUAAUAUUUAUUGUUUUCGUUCAUUUUUCUACGGAAUAUUACGCAUUAUUAUAUAUAUAUACACGUGUGUGGGUAAAAAUAAACUAAAUAAUUCGUUAUGCCGUUACUUUAUCUGUUUUUCGAAGAUUACCGUAGGAAAUGGACAUUUUGCAGUUAAGAAGGAUUUCCUAUAAAAUAUUAAAAUAUGUAUAAUAUACUGAUCGUAUUUAUGUUUAUUCUGAGUGCAUUACGUUUCAUCUUUUAAAACCGUAUAGGUAAGUACUUUUUAUUUAUAAUCUUUUUAAAGUAUUUUAUACUUCAACCGUUCAAAUAUUUACCAACAAUUUUAUUAAAGUUAUUCGGCCGUAUAAGUGUUUGGUUCUUGAAUACCCACUUAAUUUAUGCGAUUUAAAAUACGUUUUAUUUAAAUAACUGCCAGACAUUAAUAUUACGAUAUUUUACAAAUUUCGUCUUUUAUUUAUAAUAGGUUUCAUUAUACAAUUGUACAAAACUAUUCUUCUUCUAAUAGUAGGUAUGUAUUUUAAAAACGUUUCAAACUAAAAUUUUACCAUUACCUAUUCAUUAAUAUUGAAAUUCAAUAAUAUGGCGAUUUUAUCGUGUAUCUACUAUUUAUAAAAUAUAAUUAGAUAAAACACUUCAAACUAAAUUAGUAUAUCGAAUAAAAAAAUCUAAAUUUUAUUGUACUAAUUUAAUUUAUUUGUUUUACGAUAAAAUUAAUAAUAUUUUAUUGACUUUUCGUUUUAUGCAUGCAAUAUUUCGUCCAUGGGCGUCAAUUUACUGUGACGGUCCUAAAAUCAACUAAUGAUUCCAAGUAGUGAACAAAUUAAAAAAAAUAAACUAUUUUAUUUUAUUAUGAAAAAUUUCAUUUACCUUACCUAUUUAAUAAAUACAAAUAACGGACUAUUCAAAAUACUUUGUUGUACAUCAUAUUUAUGUUUUUUCUUUCUUUUAUUAAACAUAACUGUCAGCGGCAUCUAUAACCAUUGGAUGUGACAUUAUAACAUAUAAGUAUAAUUAAAUGACAGAGAUAUUAAGAAGUACUAAAUAGAUAGACAUUUAAAGGUGCUAGACAAAAGGUUUAAAUAUAGGUGUUAUGAAAUAUAAUAUACAAUUUUUAAUUUAUUUAAUAGGUUGGUUUCUGAAAGGAAGUGUAUUAGUUUGAAGACGUUGAUGGAUUCGGGGUUGAGUGCUUCGGCAAGAUGAUUGGAGAUCUGGAGUCCUCUUUCCCUGUCGUAGAUUCUGCAUUCAGUUAAAACAUGUUUAACUGUGGGGUAGACCCCACAACAUGUACAAAUAAGGGGGGUUUUCAUUUUUAAUUAAAUGAGAGUGGGUGAGUUGAAUGUGGCCUAUUCUGAGACGGUUGAUGAAAGUCUUGUAUUUUCUUGAAGUGUUGACGGGGAAUAGAAGCGACUGAACAGAGUUCUUUAUUUCAUUUAGUUUGGUGGACAUUUUAUUCCAUCCCAUUUGACAUUGAAGAAUAUUUAUAUAUUUACAUAUUUAUGUUGUUUUCGUUGAUAUUGAUAAAUCUGUAUAUAAUUUUCUAACAAUUUAAAAAACCCAUUUAUAAGAAGAAAAAGAAGAGUAUUAUUUAUUAUAAAUUGCUCGAUUCGUUGAUGAAUUUACAACAGUACGUUUUUAUUUCGUAAGGUGAUCGACCUUUGUGAUAAAAAUGUAGGAUAUUUAUAGUGGUAUAAAAUAAAAUAAUUAUUAUAAUAUUAUAGCCAAUAGGAAUAUUAUAGGAUCAUAUUAUGAAGAAUUAUUGAACGUAAACCUAUAAAUUAUAACCGUUUAACCGAAAAAUUGAAUGCCAAAUAAUUUACUGUGAAAAUGCAAUUAAAAAAAAAUGCAUUUAAAAGUUUCAAGUGAUAAAUUCGCCAAGUAGUUAAUCGUUUAGAUAUUUCACAAGAAACGCUAAAACUAUAACUGGAAACAAAUUAAAAUGUUUAUAUACAUAUAAUAAUAAUAAUAUAAUACGUAUAUUUUCGUUUUGUUCUAUUUAUAUUUGUACGAUAAAUGCAUACUGCAAUGUACUAAUUUUAAAGACAAUGCAUUAUAUUAUUAUUAUUAUUAGGUAGUGUUUAGGAUUUGGUCAAGGAGAGAGGUAUUAAAUUAGAAAAUUGUGUCAUGUUGUGUAAUAUCUAAAGACUAUAGACAAUAUUAAUUUAUUUUAAUUGAUUUAUUAUUAUUUUUUUUUUUUAAAUUAAAAUUGAAAUCAAUUUGGUAACCAUAUUAAUAUCAAUAUUAUUAGUUUAUUUAAGGAUCAAGUUAAAUUCCUCCAUUAUAGUGGUUGAGGGUUCCGACGAGGGUCUUGAUUCAUUUUUAAAUACGAAAAUGUAAUAGUACUUUCAGAUUUAUUCUUAAUAUAGUAUAAUAUUGAUUGAGUAACAAUUAACUGUUGAGUUUUUUUGACUAAAAGAAAAGAAAUUCGAAUAUUUAAAAAUAAGAAGUUGUAUUAAAUAAUAAUGACAAAAAAUAAAAUAUCAUGUCAGGAGUAUCCCGUAUCUUUCCCCCUCCUAUAUACGCCACUGUAAUUAGCUAGGUAUAUGCACGAUAGAAAACAUACCCUUUUUUCAUAUAUAUAUACAUAUUUAUUGAGUCAAGGUCCGCCGACUUUUUUAAUAUACCGCAGGAUAAAGGAAAAAUUCUAAGUCAUCAUUUCUAUUUUUUUAAUAAUAUUGUGAUAUUGUUUAUAGAAGUAUAAAUAAUACAUUUUUUUACGCUUUGGCGUAGAGGAGUGUCAAUCGAUAUGAGUAUAGAUUUUCAAUGGUAUUAUAUUUUUUAUGCAGACGUUACUAUACAUAUGGUUCGCAUUAAAUUAAAAUUUAACUUUGUAUAUUAUUAUUGUUAUUAUUUCUAAUAUAUACAAAAAUUACCUUUAUUUUUUUUAUUUUUAUACAUUAAAAAAAAGGUAAGCGUGUAAUACUUACGUGUUAGUAUAUUUAUAAAUUUGUCAAUCAAGUUGCAGUUUGGCAGCUGCUACAUUAACACUAGUACAAAAAAAAAAAAAACGCAUGAUUAAAAUAACGCAUUGCUGCUGCAGUUCUUAUAAUAUCGUAAUUUUUUUAACCGCCGAAAGGAAAAUGUUUUGUUGGAGGCUAUUCAAAACCCUAAUAAUAACAAUAAACGGAUACAGACGAUGCAGUAAUUGAUCAUUAUACAUGACUUUAGUAUAGCUUAUAGGUUCAGAUAACUAUUAUAAUUUAUUUUGCGUACAUGGUACACAGAUAGUCUUAAAAAAAAACCAUGUAGGUAUUAGGUAUACCUAUCUAUAUAAAUAUAAAUGAAUCGCUCAAAACGUUGGUAUGUUCAAAACUUGAGAAUGGCUGAACCGAUUUAGCUGUUUUUUUAUAUAUAUAUAUUCUUUUAACCCUAAGAAAAGUUUUUAUGAAAAGAAAAAUUAGAUGAAUAAUAGCUCAGGAAAUUAAAAAAAAAAUUAUUUUUACUUUUUUUUAAGCAUAGAUUGUAAACAAGAAACCACGGAAACAAAACUGUUUCUUGUUAUUGAAAAAAAAAAAAAUGUUUUGUCAAAAGCAUAAUUUUUCAGGUUAGGUUUGAGUAUUUCAGAUUUAGUUAGAUUAUUUUUAAUAGCUUAACUUUAAGGAAAGUUUUUAUGAAUCGUUUAGGUUUUUUUUUUUUUAAAAAAAAGGUAUAAAAAGAAAUUGAAUUUCAAUAAAAGUUCAAUGAAAUUAAAUUUUUUUUUUUUAAGAAAAAUCUGAUGAAAUAAAAUUGGUCCAACAUUCGAGUGUUUAGCUUAAGAAACAAAAAGUAAAAUAAAUAACUAUAUAGCCGGAAAAUAAGAACAAUAUUAAAUAAAUAUUAUUAAAAAGAAGCUGUCCUAGGAUAAGAAGAACUGGUUGAAGGUGGGAAGUUGGGAAGGUAGGAUACAGAAGAAAAUUUAAACAACGAUACACCAUAAAACAAUUUUGAGAGUUCAGUUAAUAAUGAUGCAUUGUCAACAAAUAAAUAAUUAUAUAUUGCAUUUUACUAGGUACAUUAGUUUUUUUUGUUUAACACUUUUAUUUAGAGUAUUUUAUUGGAUUGUAUAUUUAAUUUUAGGAUUUUAAGUCCUUUGAAGCUAUUGAAAUUUUUGGGAUUUAAAAUUAUAUUUUUAAGGUUAUAUUUAAUGUAUUAUACUUCUAUAUAUAUAGUUACCGAUUUACAUUUAGUAACCGCAGUGCGUAUUUUAAUAGUAUUAAUCAUAUAUUUUGUCCAUAAUUAUCGAUGUUACCCAUAAAUUGCAUUUGUAUGGUUUGAAGUUCAGUAUUUAAAAAUAGUGAAAAUAUAGUUUCGUAAAUUAGAGUUUCUUAUAAAAGUUAAAAUAGGUGUAUCAAAAUAAAAAUCAUCGAAUAAUUGUCAUUUAAAUUGAUAUGUAUAUUAUAUGAAGAAAUAGCUUUGAAAUUUUCAUUUAUACCGUAUAGUAGGCAAUGAUUUUUUUUUUCAACUGAGCAAAUGAUAAAAACUUGAGUAAUUUGGUAUAAUUUUACAAUAUUUUGUGCAAUUUUUUUCUUUAAAAAGACGCUUUUUACGAAAAAAUCAUAGUUUGGUCACAAUAAAACACUUUUAUUUUUUUAUUUUAAGCUUUCAUUGGCUACUUAGUACUUAUUUUAAUUAUUUUUUACGAGUAUAAUAUUUACUGUUUACAAGUUCAACUAAAAUAUCGUGUAACUAAAGUAAACCCAUUAUCCAGCUUAUUUAAUGGCACGUUAUUGAUUUGUAAACUUAGUAGCGCAGGAUUGUAAUACUGAACCUAGUAGAGUGUUUGAUCAAUAAACUACCUACAUAAAAUUUACGGGCUUUGGUCUGUUAUUUUAUUAUUAUACACCAAUUUCGGAACAUUUAUUGAAUACACGAUUACCAACUAGAAUGAAUAGUUUAAUUUUGUAUACGUGUAUUAAUUAUAUAUUUUUAGAAAAUAAAAUAUUCGUGUCAAAAUCCUGAAUAUUUUAAAAUUCCUAAAAUAUCAAAAUCCCAAUAAAUAUCACUGAAUUAAUGUCGUGCGUUAGAAUGCACGUUCCUAUUGGGUUUUGAUCAUGACUGUCGGGAUUUCAACCAUAUUGAGAUUUUGUCCUAGAACCAUGAUCUAUCCUAUUACGUUUAUAAUGAACUAUGAUAGUUAAGCCAAGUACUAAAAAUUGUUAUUAAAAUGUAUAAUAUACAAUUUAAAAUUAUGAAUACAUAUAUUUUUUUAGUAAACGAGUAUUUUGUUGAAUAUGUAUCUUAUAAAUAUAUAGUAUAUAAAGGUACAUUAUAUACGUAUACAAAGUGUAUAUAUUUUUAAAAUACCAAUAUUGUAACUGAAGGAUUUUCGGAAAACGAUUUAUACAUUUGUCUAGAGUUUAGAAAAUUAAAUAAAUCGUAAAUUUUUUUUAGAUUCAGAACGUAGCGAGAAAUGUAUUAGUUUUACAAUGAUAUUUUAUUUUUCUUAUCCGUGAUCAACUUUUAUACGAUAAAUCUUGCUCUGAUUUUCAAGUAUAGUUCUUACCUUUUCUGAUAGGAAAUUUUAUCUAGGUGGCCAUUUUUUGAUUUUACAAGUGAUUUUCAUAACAAUUGAGGAAAACCGAGAAAAACGUAGGAAAAAUGAGAUGGUUUACGUACAUGUAUAAAAGAAACUUCACUCUGAAUCGUUUUUCGUUAGCAAUGUUUUAUCAUUGCAUACAGAUAUAAAUUAAAUUAUUCUACCUUGCCAACUUUACACCUACAACAGUGGCCUACUCAUCGUGCGAAGGAUGUCCGUCUUUUUUUAUGAUGAUUUUCAGUGGAGUAUAAAAAAAUUAUUUUUCUUUUGGAAUGAAUAAGGAAGGGAGUGAAUGCAUCUACUCAAUUUAGACUACUAAUUCCACUUCAAUAAUGCCAAGUCCAUAAUAUUAUAGUAGUUUUGUAUGUGGUUUUGGAAUGGUAUUGUGAAUGUAUGUUUAGCUCUCUAAAAGAAAUACUUAAAUUGAGAGUCCACACACGGUUAUUCCACAGAAUAUAUUUUGUAAUUUUUUGUGAAGUUUCUGGAGGGCCCCAUUGUUAAUAUACCACUGAUGAUAAGUAAGGGGAGGGUUAUAUUAGUUUUUGAAUCUACGGAUUAUCAGAUUAUGUUGGAUGUCAGAUUAUUUCGUAGUAAUCUGAUAUUAUAUUUUAUUAUGUAUUAAUUAAUUAUAUUUUAUUACUUUCGUACUAAAGUAAUUCUCAUUUUUGUUUAUCUUUUAUAAUUUUAUGAUAAAAGUAUUAUUAUUGAUUAACAAUAACAAUAAUAAUAAUUUUAUCUUGUGACUUUAUUAUUACUAUAGUGUUUAUUUUAGGAGUAUUAUUUCUUAAUAUUGUUAGUUUAAUUAAAAAUAUAUUGAUUUUACUAUUUGUGUGCUUAUUUGAAUUUUGUUCGUGUCUGUUACCGAAUUUCCACAAAUCUAGUCAAAAAAGAUAGUAAAGUUUUUUAUAAAACUUUAGAUUAAGUUUUCAUUGGUUAAUUGAGGACGUCAUUUUUUGAUAUUUCAAGUAGUAAUAUAAUGUCAUAACUAAUGAAGUAGUUAUUAAAUAAUUAAGAAAUUUCAUUAUAAUUUGGAAAUGUCAAAAAAAAUAUACAGAAUAAAUGGACAAAUUUAUGACGUACCUAACGAUUUCAUUAUUUUAAAUUUGUAUGAUUUUAUGUUUUGUCAUAAAUCUAAGUCCAGUUUUCAAAAGUAGCAUAUUUUCUGAAAGAAAAUGCUGUUGUUGGUUUUAUAAUAAUUUCGAUAACGUGAUUUUCGUGUAGUUUUCUUAAUAAUUAGAGAAAAUGUAGGAAAAAAGGGAAAGUUUAUGAUAUUAAUGGUUUUGUUACUUUCAAUUUUGUUUUUUGUUAUUAUUAGGUUUAAAAUAAUUUGAUUUAAUUUUAAUUAUGAUUUAAUUGACAUUUUCAUAGAAUAUUUAUAUUAAUAUUAAUCUUCUCUAGACAUGGUACGAUUUUAAAAACUUUAUAGUUAUUUGUGUUUUAUAACUGUUUGAAAUUUUCGAGUUUUUAGUUUUUAUCUAGUUUUAUGUUGAUAAAAUUAUUUUGGCCGUGCAAAAACGUUUAAAAAUCUUAUUUGAGGUUCAUCAUAAGAUGUUUUUAUGGUAAAAAAGUGGAGCGUAAUGUAAUAAUAUUUUUGUAUAAGCUCAAGUUUAAAUUUUGACGUUCAUCAUAAAAAUCACCGCAUUUCGCUCAGAAUUGUUUUUCAAUGACACAAUGACACUUACCAGAAGUAUCAAAUCUAUUUUCAUUUAUAUAUGUUUAUUAUAAUACUGACAAAACAUGAAUUCUUUUUUUAAUAAGAAAAUGUUAUUACAGGUUAUUUUAUGACGUUAUUAUAUUAUAAAAUAUUGUUUUAAUUUUGUUAAAACUUGAUUUUACCACAUUUUAUUAUGAUGAAAAAAAAAAUGUGGUUUUAAGCAAAUUAUAGAUGUUAAAACCUUAAACCAUUAAAAUUAUUAAGUAAUUGUUUUUACAGUGAAACAGAAAUAUAAUAGGUAUACUAUUACCUAUAUUGUUGUGGUUCAUUAAAAAAAAUUGGUUUUUUUUUUCAUUUAAAAUUAAAAACAACUGAAAAAUAUUUAUAAUGAUUUUUUUCCUUGAUUGUGUAAUUUUAUCACUGUUAUCGCUAUAAUAUUAUUCUACGCCAUUUUCUUAUUGUAAUCUUAUUUUUCGACCGCUUAGUUAAAUCGUAUUCCCAGCUACUCUGCAUUUGUUUACCAAAAUGUCAAUUAUUAAAAAAACCGUUGUCACUGCAUCAGUCGAAUAUGACGACGUGUCAUAUUUACAAUGUAGCUAUUCUCUAACUACGUGUACGGUAGUCGGUGUUUUGAAUAGUUUUAUGACAACAGUGCUGCAGAUAAACAAUCAAUCGCCUGCGGUAGGGAGCACACACCCUGGAGUGCGCUCCCUGUCGAUUUAACAUUCGUGUAGUUUAUUUUACUCGGACGUGGCAAUCAUGUGGCUAUAGUAUAGUAGACUAUUAUUAUGGUGACAUUUCUUCAAAUCGUCGAUUCACAUAAUUUGUUUUGUAUUAUUUGGUUUUUAUACUAUUAGCGAAGUGAAAAAUGUACUGGUUUGAUUACGAUGGUCUUUUUUUCUAUCUGUAUCCAACUUUUAUACCGAAGAUCCGAUCAUCAAAAUCACAAGUGAUUUCUGAUAGCGAAAUUUGUCUAGCUUGUGCAUUAAGGAGGAGGUAUUUUUUUUUAUUUUCCUUGUAUUUUUCAUAAUAGUCAGAAAAAACUAAAAAAAAAACGUAGGAAAAAGGGAUAUUAGGAGCAAUGCGGUUUUAUAGUUUUCAUUUUGUUUUUUGUUGUUAUUUGGUUAAAAAUAAUCUUAAAGACCUGAAAUACUUAUAGUAUCUCAAACUAGACGUGGUACAAUUUUUGAAACACUUUGGUGUUUUGAAUUAAUUAUACAUAAUUGAAAUGUAAUAAACCAAAUAUUAAAUGCGUUGCGGAGGUUAAACGCCUUGAAUGGACGGGUCAUGUGUGGUGUGCUGAGGGAAACAUACUUCGGAAUUUUCUGGUUAAUAAACCAACAGACAAACGCCCCAAAAAAAGAUUUAUGCAACGUUGAUAGGAUAGAGAGAAUGAGGACAUAUGAAUGGUUGACAGAAGAGCAAAAUUCAAGAAUGUAAUCCGGGAAAAUUUUGAUGAAAGAUACGAGAAGUCGUAACGGCGAUUAAAGCAAAAAAAAAAAAAAAUAAUAAUAACAAUUGAAAUUGUUGAGUUGUUCGUUUUUAUUUGGCUUUUCAAAAAUGAUUAGAAGUAUGGUACAAAGUUCAUUAAACAUUGUGUUUAUUGGCAAAAUAAAUUAAGCGGAAAUAGUAGUUUUUUAUGAGCUACCUACACUGUCCCUCGGGUAAAUUUGUAGCCAUUUUGAAUGCGGUAAAUGGUUUUGUUUUAUCGUUUGUCCCGAAUAAACGAAUCAGCAUUAAGAUAAUAAUUAUUUGACGGCCAUAAUAUUAUAUCAUGAAAAUAAAAGCGUUUUAUCAAAAUCGGGAAAAGCAGAGAGUUCACAAAAACUAUGGAGUUCGUUUCGCUGUUUAUGUCACAACCCUCUUUAACCUUAUUUACUGUAUAAAUUAGCAUUAUUAUAUAAAAACUAACAUCAAAUAAAGUAAAACCAUGUAACGUACUAACAAAGAAAAUAAUAUAGUGUGAUUAGGUUUAAAAAUAAUGUAUUCUCAUUCUCGAGUAUUCAAUGGGAAACGCAUUAUUAAAUAAAUAAUUCUAUACAAAAUUUGUUAGCGAAAUAUAAUAGCGUAUGUAAUCUUAAAUAUAUUCCGACAUUUCCAGAUUACUUCAGUCAUAAAUUACAAAAUGUUAUGAUGGAUGCUUGGUCCUUGUUUGACCAUCACUUUUUUUUAAGGAUAAUUUAUUAUUCUUGUGGUUAAAACAAUAUUAUGUAAGCGUAAUUAUUCUUAAAUUUUUGAAUUUAUAAUUUUCAUAAUACUACAUUCUCAUUUAAAUCAAUUGCCAUUAUAAUUGAUAAUUAUAAAGCCCAAUAUUUCAUCAGCUAUUUUUAACUUAUUAUACCUAUAAUGAAGACGUACCUAUAUAAUCAGUUCAUAUAAAUCGUAUGGUAAAAGCGAAAAUGAUUAAUGAAAUAAUAUACCUAGUUUAAGAUUGUAGCAGACAUGAAAAAAGUAAAUUUAGAUUAUAUAGUUUACAGAAAAUUAUACCUUAUUUAGAAUUCAAAUUUUUAUAUAAACUUGCCUAAACAUUUAUGCUCUCGAUGUUUUUCACAAUUUUUAGAAUGAAAAGAAAAACUAUAUCGGGUAGGUUUUCUUUUAAGUGCCGUAGUUGGUAAAAUAAAAGUCGUAAAAUUAAUUUAUGUUGCUGGAUAUGAAAUUGUAUGCGUAAAACUAUAAUAAUUAUGUCGCUCCGCUCGGAAUAUAAAAAUAAUAAUAAUUGUUGAAUCGAACAAUCGAGAGGCGAGAGGAGAGAAUCCGGAAAUGUCGGACACGGAGUCAACAUAAUAUUAUAUUGUGUUGGCUGCAUAUAUUCGCAGGUGACCGCAUAAUGUGACCGACAUUGCCUCACCUAAAUAUAAUAUUUUCUUUUUAUUGCAUUUUGGUUUUGCUAGUCAUUGUAUAGAAGAAAAACAUGUCGGUAACUGAAGUACCUACUACCUAAUCAUUAACUUUCGGAUCACAUUAAUUACAUCUGUAACCACAUAAUGUUAUGGUCACGAUAAUACAUACUCUUAGUAUAUCAUAUUAUUCUUUGCUAUAUAUUAUAAGUAUAUCAACGGCAUACAACACUUUUAUUGAAAUCAAUAAUUUUUGAUUUGCUACAAUUUUACAAUAUUAUACUAUACAUAUUAUGCGUGUUUUCAGUAUAUAUUUAUGGUGUACUUACGUUUCUUGUUGUAGGCUGAAAACAUUAAUCCCACCAAUGACGUACCACUCCGAGACACUGACGAUCUGGACGAAGAAAUGGAUCGUGUGUUCGCAGGAGUUUCGAGCGGAGCCGAUCCGAAUCGAUUCAAUUUAUCCAGGUUAGCUGGCGACCGAUCACCCAGACCGGGUGAUAGGCGAUUCAGCGAAGACGAUUACACCGGUAAGUCUACAUCACAAGUAUCUUCAUAUUAAAUCGGGACUUAAGUCAGAAUAUACUUAAGCGUUAAACAUAUUCGGUAAAAAUAAAAUACUGCAAUAUUAGAACAACGUGUAAGAUCGAACCGAGCUUUAAUCGAAAUCGAAAUGUACGAGAAUUUUCGUAUAAUGCCAUAAGUUUUACAUACUUAUUAAGGUGACUGCAUUUGUCUACUGGCUGUUAUGCCACUUGUCUGGCUUUGGGAAAUCUGUUGUUUUUUGUAUUUAUCUGGGUCAAUUUUUUAACUGUUCUAUUGGGUGUCUAUAUUUGGUUCUCAUCGAUCAUUAAAUUUGUAACCAAAAAAAGUUUUUAAAGUUUGUAGUAUCGCUUAUUAUCGUUUAAGGGUACAAGAAAAUGUCUUAUUGUACUUAUUAGUUGCCUUAACCGUUCAACAAUGAUAAUUAUUCGUAUUAUGAACAAUCGCAGCCUAUGAUACCUAUCGUCAAUUGAUGCAGAUAGAAGAUCUUACACAAUGUGUUCAGUAUAAAAUUAAAGGAAAAAACUUUUUGAUAUAUUGAUGGUAUCGUUAUUAAAAAUGAAAAAAAAAAAUUACAAGGUCUAAUACUUUCCGAAUUCGGUCAAACUCAAUGAAGAACACUAUGAAUUUGCAAUAAAAUAAUAAUAAUAAUAUGACGACCGUCCUGGUUUAUUGAUCUUGAGUAUACAUUUACAAGGAUCAUAACGGUUUAGCAGUUGUAAUUAGAACUUAACCUCGUAAAUUUUAAACCAAUUUAAUAAGUUAUUUUUAUACAAAUCGUCACCAUUUAUUGUUCACAGUUCAUCGAAAUAACAGCCGAUCGCUUAUACAUAUACCACUCAAAUCCAUCCCAAAAUCAAUAAGAAAGCAAUCGACGACAUCGAUUAAAUCGAGAGACCAGGAGACGGUAAAUUUAAUAACAAUUGUUUUAAAUAUUAUUAUUUUUUAAACGAUUUUUUUGUUUGUUUAAUUUUGGCAAUGACUUUCCUGGCUAUUAUUUUAAUGAUGACUUAGGAGUUUAAAAAGACGGAUGACCAUAGGGAUGUAACGGAUUCUGAUAGUGCAAUGAGCCCACCAACGACAAGUCAACAAACAUCCAGGUAAAUAACGUUGUGAACAGUUUUCGCUUCUUAAAAUAACAAUAAUAAUAUAUGUAUCUUAUAUAUAUAUAUUCACAAUUUAUUUUGAAUGAUACCUAAAAUAAAUUUAAAUAUACGUAAUAGUCAUAGCGUACAUAUAAAAUUUCCCUGAAGAUAAUAUUUAAUAAUUUAUAUGGUAUAUGUAUAUAUUUAAAAAUCGUUCCAAAGAAAAUUAUUAACCCAUUAAUGCCGAAGUUUUUUUGGUGACAUGAUAUUAUAAUCGCAAUACAGGCAAUUUCCUCUUAAUAUAGAGUGUCCGAAAAAAGUUGUAUUUACGUUUUCAUAUGUCAACGGACAGCAUUAAUUGGUUAAUUUACCUGAAAAUAAAAAAAACAGGUGUAUAUGGGAAUUCGCAAUAUAUCUAAAAGCCGAAUUUUUAAACUUAAAUGGCUAGGUAUGUAGGGCUAAUAUUUGUAUUUUGUAUUUUUUUUUUCUUGAAUUCUAUGUUCCCUUGGUAACAAAAGAAAACUUAAUUUAAUAAGUUUAACCAGUUAAAUGAGCUUCACUAAAUUUUCUUUUUGUUUGCAACAAUAUUUAUGAUAUGUAUAGGUUCCCAAUUCCCCAGCUACAACAGUGGCCUACCCACGAUGCAAAGUAUGUCUCGUCCGGCUUUUUUUUUGUAAACAAUUCAAUUAUAUAAACAUUAUUUAUAAAAAUACCUUCGUUAUUUUACCCUACAAAUAAGGCCCCUGAAUCCUGAACAUAUGAUAAUAAAUACUCAAUAAUGUAACCGAAACAAUAUUAGCACUUAAUUGUUGACUGUAUAAAAUUUAAAACAGCUAGUAUACUAGCAUUUCAAUAAAUUAUUAUAAUUAUUAAUUCGAGUGUAAUUUAUUAUAUUUUCACUAAUAUUAAAUUUACCUACAAUCUACCUACUCAAAAUUAUAUUGUAUAAAGUUUGUAAUUAUGUUCACGUUUUACGUAGGUUAUUUUCUUUAUUAUAAUUUUUGGUUUAUUCAUUGUGUUGAAAAUAAUAACAACGUGUCGAAUUUCGACAACCGUGUGUCAUCGAGUCGAACGUACCUAUACAGUAUACAGUAUAUAGAGAGUCAAUGAUAAUUAUUAUUAACGAAAUUACAUUAUGUGUUUAUGCGUGAGUAAAAUUAAAAAAAUAAGUUUUUUUUUACACUGCCAGUUUGGCCUUUUGUUUGAUCUGUUAUAAUGAAUUAUUAUUAUGAGUUCCAAAAACAUAACUGACAAGUCGUAGUACAAUAUACCAAAUAGCAAAUAGGUACGCUAUAUUAUAUAGGUAUAUACAGACAAACACGUACACAGUUUUGUAGAGUUGAAUUAGUAUAGAAUAAUAAUGUUUUAAUUUAUUAAUAUAAUCUUAAACACUAAACGUACGUAAUAGCAUAUAAUACAAUUAAUUACAGUUUUGUAAAGUCGAAGUACAAAUUAUUAAAAUAUAUAUAAAUAUAAAUUGUAAUAAAUAAAUAUUUAAUGUUUCAAAAUGUUUAGAACAACAACUUGCAAAAUGUUAAGGAACAAAAACAUACAAAUUAACAUUUUUGAAUAAACUAUUACAGAUGUAUGUUCAUAAUGCUAAACUAUUUAUUCAGUAGAUCAGGUUGAACACAUUGAAAUAAGUAAAAAAUUUUAAAAAGAACUUAGAAGUACAUAGUAUGGAAAGAAGUUUUCAUGGGUCACUUUUAGAAUGAUUUUUCGGUUGUUAGAGAGGCUAAAAAAAACCGGAAAUCGGUCAAUAUUAUAAAAGUUUGCUUGUAGGAAAAGAAUAAUAUGUAACAUAACUUUAUUUGGUUUUUUUUUUUUAUGUAUUUGCAGUGGUGCUGAAUCCUAUGUUAAAAUCGGGCCUUGGCCUGACUUCUUUUAAAAAUUAAGCAUAGAGCCGUUUUAUUUUUGGUCAAAGUUUGGUUGCUAAACCGAAUGAAUACUUCAUUAUAGAAUUAAAAACCUACACUAACCAUAAUUUUGGACAUAAAAUGGGUUGUGUUUAGUUAUUGGCCUCUUGAAAUGUAUUUCACCAGACUACAAUUUUAGGACUUCCGCAUCACUGUAUAUAUGAACCAGUAUAGCCGGGCGGCAAUAAUAUAAUUUUAUUAUACUCGAUCAAAUAAACACAUUUUUUCAUAAUGGUGUACAAGAAGCAUAAAGAAUCAAGUAAAUAUGAUGGCUAUCAAAUUUUAACCGUGUCAAAUAAUAUUUGAAUUUCAGAAUGACAAAAUAAAAAAACGACUCACGGGAAUAUGACAUCAUCCGAGCCAAAUCGUAUGGUAAUUUUUAAAUUUUCUGGAGACAGAAAGAAUCGGUUGUUUUUACAGCCACGAUUUUAUUUUGUUUUCGCCAAUGUUUAUACUGGUGAAAUGCAAUGUAAGCAAAUUAUCGACUUCAAUAAACUACAGAAACUAAACAAUUCAAGUUCAUAUAGAUCCGUAUAAAUAAUAAUAAUAUUUCAGUUUAAUGAAACCGAGAGUUCCAAAUUAGUAUUUAACCAUUAUUAGUUUUAUUCAAAUAGACAGAUGACGGUUAGGUUAUGCUUUUAAACAAAUUGUUUGAUAAAUUUUUCAUAAAUACUACAGUAAGUUUAAUAACGUUUUAUUUUCGUUUGUAGACAAUUUUUAGACAGUUUUCAUGUUACAUAAUUAAAAAAUAUGAUUAGUUAUGAAUAUCUUAAUCUAUGAAUACAUUUUGCACAUUUUAAUCUCAUUUUUUCCCUUGAACAGCUGUCAUGCACCAAGCCAUUAUUUAAAAAGAUAUUAAUUUUUCAUUGUAAACUGAAUUGUUAAAUGAGUUGACAAUGAAAAAAGACAUUGGUCUACAUUUCAAUUCUUUCGAGGAGCUCUAAAUCGAAUAAAACUAUGAAUACACUUGUUAAAAUGUAUCAUUUAUGAUUCUAACAACGGAUGAGUAGCUAUCAAUAAGAAGAUUUUUUCUAUCUUAUUAAUCUUUUUAUAUAUUGGCUUGGCGCAAGAAGAUCCAAUUAAAAAAAAAAAAAAAAAACAAAUUAAUUAAUUGGAAAUGGGAAGUUGAAAACAAAUAUUUGUUUACAAAAAUUCCGAAAAAAUCUAACGUAAAAUCCAUAAUAAUUGUAAUUGUACAUUUUUUUUCUUAUAAAAUUAGCCUAUCUACCAAGCCUCAGAGUUUAUAAGAGUUUGUUUGAAGUAUUUUUACGUGCUUUAAGCUUUUAAAGAAAACUGUCAUGCUAGAACUUACCGAUCAUGAAUUUUAUAUAUAUAUAGUGUGUUCAACAUAACGUAAGACAUAUUAGGAAGUAUUAUCUUUGUUCGGAAUUUAUUGUUCACUUAAAGAAAUAAGUAGCUCUACAAUUUUAUAUAUCGGUUAUUUUUUGUAGUCCUUAUUUUUUGAGGUUAAACCAUUAUCUACUUUGAUAUUCAAAUAUCAAACUACUAAAAAUUUCAUAAAUAUAUGGAGUAUUAUUUUAAAUCAUAGUUAUUAAAUUAUACCCUACCGUGAAUACCACGAAGAAUAUUUAUAAAAAUCAACAUAAAUUCUUUUCAGUUUUUAUAAUUUAACUGAGUAUAAUACAAUAUAAGCAUACAUCCGAAAUAAUACAUUUUUUUAUAAGAUUUAAUUUGAAACUAACCAAAAUCACAAUAUCUAAAUUAUAAAUAACUUUUUAUAAGUUACAGUUCUCCUAGAAAGUGCAAAGUUUUGGAACCGCUGAUUUAAACAUUCAAACUAAUAUUAAAUCUAUUUAUGGAACUUUUAAUGUAGGUUGCUUUUUAAAAAUCAAAAGUCGAUAAUGGUUUCAACUUCUGAAAUAAGGAUAUCAAAAAAAAGUAAUAAGUAUUUGUAAAGCUAUAUAUUUUUAUAAAUUAUAUGUAAUUACUAUAGAAUUAUUUUUUUUCCGUUUUUUUUUUAAAUAUUAUAAUUAAUCUUUUGAGUAAGUAGAUUAUAAUUAUGUUUAUAUUUCAUAAAUACUUGGAUAAUUUUUUAUAGUUAAACAUUUUCUUUAGUUUUUAAGUUAUUAAACUUAAUGCAAGGUAUUUUGAAUAAAAAAUUCUAUAGAUUCAAAAUUUUGUUUACCAAAGCCGGCAAGUUUUAUUAAUGUUACACUGCUGACAAACUGUUACAAAUAGUACUACAAAAUUUACAUUUUUCUUCGAAAUUUUAUGUUAUUUCGGGUUGAGAACCUUGUAGGGAUAUAAUGUUGGUUAUUUUUGAAUAACCUUUACGUACUUGGCACUCAUAGAUUAUGAUCUGUGGGAUGAAUUCCAUAUUGAAACACGAAGUAUGCGGUGGUAUUCAAAGCGUUUGUUACGUAUGAAUUAAGAUUAUGUAAGGAAUGUCUACAUGCAUUUUUUCGUUGAAAACAAUUUAAUAUUAGUCAAAUUUAAUUUAAUAGUAGACUUAGUUAUUUUUUUACGUAGUUUUUUUUUUUUUUGUUGUUGUAUUUAUCAUAAAACUGUAUUUUACAUUUAAAAUUUUACUUAAACCUAGUAGGAAACCUUAGGAACAAUUUUUAUUGGUAUUUGUUGUUUGAAUUUUUAAAAUUUAAAAAUUCUUCUAAAAUGGGUAUUUGCAGUUGAAACUACAGCGAUUGAAAAUUUCGAUCUUAAACAAAUUUAAGAAAAACUGUAUGAGAAAAAAUAGGAAUAAUUGAGUGUUUUUUUUUUCAUUUUUUGAAUUGAUAAAUCAAAUUGAAGUAAAUAUUUAGAAUAUAUUAUAUUAAUUUACAUUUUCUUUAGUUUACAGUUAUACAAUUCUAAACGUUGAUCAUUGUUUAUUUUUGUUAAUAUUUAAGUCGUUUAUGAUUAUAUAUUAUUUUGGUUGAGUAAUGUUUGGUUCUCGUUUGUGUAUACAUUAAUUAACUAUAAUAAGCAAUUAAAGUUGAAUAGUCAUUAAUUAUUUAUGCAACUAGCUAGCUAUAGUUAAUUGGUACUAUCAACAGUAAAUGAUUGAUUAUGCUAUAAUUCUGCUAACGAUAAUUAUUGAGAUUUAGUAGAACUGUAAUAUAUUGCUACGAAUAAAUUAUAGCCACACCGUGACGGAAAAAUAUGAAAUCGAAAAGGGAGUAUUAUUAAGAAUUUUGUCGGAAACUAAUGUUUUUACUCUCUCGAAAGGAUGGAGUCACGGUCUGUAUUGAGGAAACUGAAGGUUGUGCACCUAAUAAUUGUAUAUGUAGCAAAAAAUUGAGGAAAGAAAGUGAUUGUAUUGGCAAGAAAUAUUUUAGGAAAAAUUGUUAAGCCAAAAUGACGAAGAACCUGGUAAAUGGAGAACUAAGAAAAAAAAAUAAAUGGGUAUUGUAGUUAUUUUUUAAAAUUGUUUAGUAAAACAAAACUUGUGUUCAGCUACAUGGACUACUAAGUCUUGAACUUGUUAUUAAGUAAUUAAGUUUUUUACCAGUACAACUCAAGGACGUCAGUUCAGGUUUUCAAUUGGGAUGCAAAUAUUUAAAUCAGUCCAAUUUUUCUGAAAAUUUGCCCUUCGUUUUACCCGCUUGUAUUCGUAUUCCUACUUCAGAAUCGUUCUUCGCUAGCAAUCAAUAGUUAAUCAGUGCAUAAAGAUAUACAUUAAAUUUUUCCUCAAACUAUCUAACUUCUCAUCUACAACAGAUGACCACUCAUCGUGUGAAGUAAAUCCGUUUGUUUAUUUAUUAUUAUUAUUAUUAUAUUUGUUUUUGUUUUUGUUUUUUUUUUGAGGACAACACGUAAAUUCACGAAGUUGUGAAAACUACUAAUAUAAUUACUGUGAUGUUUACUGUAGUGUGAUCUGUUUCCCGUGAUUUUUAUAGACCAUAUCAUAACAUAUUAUAAUAAUAUUAUGUCGACAUAGUAAAAAAAUAUGUAAAAAAAAAAAAUAAUAAUAAUUUUAAGAUAAGAUAAUAAAACUUACAUACUUCUUUUGACUAUAUAUAAUAUAGUAAUAUUAUUAUAUUAAUAUCAGAUAAACAUAAUUAAUUACAUAAUAUUAUAUAAUGAAAGAUUUUUCAUAGAUAGUAAAAUAUAUUAUAAAAAAAAAAAAAAACAUUUUUUUCUAAAUUGUAUAAUGGAAUAAAAAUAAUUGUGGAAAAUUCUGACAUCAGCAUAUUUUUGUAAAAAACUAAAUUAAAAAGAAAAAAAUAAACAACCGUUUGAGUUGACAACGAAAAAAAAGGCUAUAGCUGAUGGGUAUACUACUGUUUUAGCUGGGAAAGUAGGAUACAUUAAGUUAUUUAAUUUGUAUUUUUAUACAACGAUAAACCAUUGCUAAAGAAAAAUGAUUCUGAGUGAAAUAUUAUACAUGGUUUGUAGUGCCGUAAUUUUUACGAUUUUAAUCAAAAUUUGAUCUUAAAACACUUAUAUAAAACUUAUACUUUUAACUAUAUAUAUAUAUAUAUAUAUAUAUAGUUAAAAGUAUAAGUUUAAUAUAGUGGCCAAAAAAAUAAAUAAAAAUUGAACGUAAUAUAAAUAUAUAUAUUAAACUUAUAAUGAACUUCGCAUUACAUUUUUAAACAUAUUUAUUUAGCCAAACAAUAUUUUAUUCACAUUAAACCAAGUAAAAACUAAAAAACCCUUGAAAAUGUCAAAUGUUAAAAAUAAAUAAAUAAAUAAUUUAUUUAUCUAUUAGUAACUAUUUAAUAAUUUUGUUUUUACUUUAUUAUUAUAUUGUUUAUAAAUAGCUAAAAAUUGCCAGAGUGUUUUGAACUACUGAAUUAUACUAAGUAUAGAAAAAAUUAAUUUAAUUCUAUGAAAAUUUCAGAUCUGUUCGGUUAUUUUUAACAGAAUUACAACAAAAUAACAAAAAUAAUGAACGGUUAAUGUCGUAAAUUUUCUGGUUUUUCCUACGUUUUUUUUUUUUCGAGUUUUUCUCAGUUAUUAUGAAAAGUGUUUUAAAAAUCUAUGGCUACCAUUUUUAAUUAUUAACUAGAUAAAAUUCCGUUUCAGAAAAUAUGCUAUCCCUAAAAUUUAGAACAAGAUUUCUGGUGGAAAUCAGAAAUCGAAUUUUUUUUUUAAAUAAUGAGAUUUUAACGCUUAUUAAAGUAUAAUGAAAAACUAAAAAUCACCUCUCUAUCAUUACACCGAUUAGAUUAAAAAUGUAACAAAAAAGGUCCAAAUGUCAGUUUUUGAUUAGAGCAAGAUUUUGGCAAAAAAAUUAUUGCUUACAGACACAAAAAAAGAACAAACAAUUGUAAAACAUUUCCUCCUUCGCUCAAAAUCUAAAAAAAGUUACAGUAAUUAACAAUAAAAAUUAUAAUUACUAAUUAUAAUCUAUACUAUAAUAUAUACGAACCAAGUGUGUCUGUGUUUUUUGUCCAUGGAUUUAUAUAAUAAACAAAAUAUAUACAUAGUAUAUAACAUAUAUAUAUAUAUAAUAUUACCUUAUUUGCAUAACCUAACUUUACGAGCUGAUCAAUAAACUAUCUAUAUAACCGUCUGCAGUCUGAGUAGGCGCUUGUAAAAGUGUGUGCUUUACGAAUUUAGUUAAUUUCAGUUUGCAAAAUCGUAUGUUUCUAUAAUAAAGAGUUAUAUUAAAUAUUAAUAAUUAUAUAUUAUUAUAAUUAAUGAAUAUAGGAUUCAUUUAACAUUUCAUAUCAUAAAUUAUUUUAUUACUAUUAAUUACUUUAUAUAUAAAAAAAAAAAUAGAACUGAUAUUACUGAUGUAGAUAGGAAGUUGAAAGAAUAGUUAUAAUUUAGAUUAAAUGCCGCCGAAUCCAGGGAUAAAUCAUUCCAAAAAUAUAUGACUGUAAGUUGAGCUUGGUGAAAUAUUUUUUGCUCAAUUAAAUGUUAGUUUAAAUUAUAAAAUAUGUUCGAUUUUCGUGAUUUUUACGAAUUUCGUCAAAAUUUGUACUUCAAGAAUUUUUAUUAAAAAGAAAAAAAAAUUCCAUGAACUUAACUUAUGCGAAACAUUGUACCAAAAUUUAAAAUAUUAUACUAACAGUUUUGAGGCCAUUCUAGUAGAAUCUGCAGUCCCUAUCUUUCUAACUGACGAAGUAGCAAAUUAAAUGCUUUCUCAUAUUAAACGAACCAAAAGGCCGGUUUAAUCAGUAAUUUGUAGACAAAUUGUAUCUUUUAAUUUUUGACCAUUAGAAAGAUAGAACCGGCAAGUACUAUUAUGCGGAGCAUUAAUAAAUAAUAAGAUAUCAAUUAAAAUUGUUCAUUAUAUUUAAUUAUUAACAGUUCAUUAUUUUGAACACCACAUCUAAGUUAACCAAACCACAGAUUUUCAAUGAGCUAAGUGCUUGAAAUUCAAGGUAACCUAAUGUUAAGGUAAUAGAUUGUAGUAAAUUAUAAUUAAAAAUCACAGAGUUAAUGAUAUUUGUUUUGAUUUAUUGAGUACAAGGUAUCGGUUUACAAUGUGUAUGGUGCCAAUAUCUUCAAUUGUGAUUUAAUAAUAAUUGAUUUUUCAGUAAUAUUCUUAAUAAAAAACAAAAGUUGAUUAAUAUGUGUACCUAUAUGUUUACUACUUAAACAUUUCAUUUAGAAUACAAAGUCAUAAUUGAAACUAUUUAAAAACAUUUUUGACACCUUUGUCUAAUUACAGUUUCAACUUUAACACCUCAAUUUUAAUUUAGCAGUUUUGUUAUGUUGUCCGUUCUUAGUUAAUCUGAGAAAGUGUAAAUUAAGUAUUAUUAAAUAUUUAAGUUAAUUCUACUUAGUUAUUCUAUCUGAUUUAUCCCUGCCGUAUAUUAAUAACAAAGGGUAACUGUUAACAUGAAUUAAAAGAUAACGAAGAAAAUUUAAGAAUCUAAUAAUAAUGUAGUAGCUUAAAAAAUAUUACUUUAUUAUUAUUAUUAUAUCGACCAUGUGAUUUUUAAUAUUAUCAAAUCCGUAAAUUAUAAAUCUAGGAUUAAUAUUAAUAGGUUUUAAAUACCUAAUAAACAUUCUUAGAUAAGGUAUUCUGUGUGAGCUAUACAGCGUGGCUAUAGUUAUUAAACUUUUUUUUUUUAAGUAGACAUAUUUUAAUUUAAUUCGUUUUUGAUUUUAUCUCACCUAGUGGUUAUGAUUUUUAUAAUUUUUCAUACAUUGUAUACAUUGUAUACAUUGUAUGUUUACACUUGCAUGAUACGACUCGACUAUCCAGAUUAUUGAAAAGAAAAAAAAUCAAUAUUUAUAUUACCAAUGCAAUUCUUCAUCCGUUGCAGUAGAAAAAUAAAUCGAAUCGUUAGUAAAUUAGUAUUUUAUGUACGAGCACCCACCUAUUUUAAACUUUAUCGUACCAUCUUUAUUUUUUUUUAUUAUAAAAAUUAUAUAUUAAAUACCACGACUAAAGUCUAACGUGCAUAAUGAAUGAAAUUUAAAAUCGGACAAUCGGUAUUAAUAAAAUAAUGAUCUUCAUAACUUUAUGUAUAGAAUGUAUCGAAUAAUUUGUUUAGUUUAAUGUAAUACGAGUAUAGAUAACAAUAUUUUCUUUUGUAAAAUCGAUAAUUUGUUCACUUAAUACGGGUAUAUAAUAUGGGAUUUCGCGAAUCGAAAAAUUGUAGUGAUUUUAUUUUUAAUUUAUUGUUAUUUCGUAGUUGAUUUUUAAUCAGCAUAAUAAUACAUACCAAUAUUACCAUAUUAAACACAAUAUAAUACUAUAUAUUAAUACAAGUUUUAUUCACUACUAUAAUAUUUGAUUGAAUGCGUAUUUUACGACUAUGUAUGCCAUCAUAAUCGCAAAAACUAGAUGUAUUUUAUUGAACGAAAUAAAAAAAAAAAUCCAUCGUAACACAAAAGUGUCUAUAUAUCUGAAAAACAACAAUCGACGAUAUUAGUCGAGUAUUUGAUAUUUAACGGUUCGUGUCUUGUGAAAAACUGCCAAACCGGUUGAUCUUUAGUAACUAUGUACACUGACCAUUUUGUAUGAUCUUAAAACGUUUAAAUUCAAAACAUAAACAUUAAUAAUUAUGGUGUUUACCUACUGACGAUGCGUGGCACUUCGAUGAAAGGAAUAUGGCUGAAAAAAAGUUAUCACCGUCAAGGAUAACGCAGUGGAAUCGAAUUUAUUUGGUACAAUUAUUAUUUUUUAUAGGUGCUAAUAAUAAUACCAGUAUAUAUUAAUUAUUCGUUUAUUUAUUAAUUAUUAUAUUAUUAUAUAUUUAUAAUUCGUGCUAUAAAACAUCUUGCUUGUUUUCGAUUUAUUAUAAACGUUCAGUUAAAACGUUUAAAAAUUUUAUAAAAUUUAGUUUCGUAUUUUGGCCAGUAGUUAAACGAGAUUUUAGAUUCAGAGCGUAGCGUGGAAUGUAUUGGUUUUGCAAUUAUUAGUAAUUUUCUGAUUUUACAAUUGUUUUUUUUUUUUAUUAUAAUUUGGAAAACCCUGGAUAAUUGUAAAGGAUAAAACGGUAAAAUAUUUACGGCAUAUGGAUUUCGUGGUUUUACAUUUUUAUAACUUAGGUUUUCUACUAGAAAUCUUGCUUCAAUCAAAAAAUGACAAAAGAUCUUUUUUUUUGCAUUGUGGAUCUAGUCGGUAUCUAAAAAAACCAUUUUUCGAUUUUCCGAGUUGUUUUAAUACUAAUAGGAAAAACCGGAAAAAGACGAAAAAUGAAUAAACUUACCCCAGAAAUAUUGUUCCAUUAAAGAAACGAUUAGAGAUUAUCGUUGUUGUAUUUUUAAUCUAGUCGGUGAGUAUGAAAUUCUUCGAUUUUCCUUUUAGUUUUUCAUUAAUUGAGCAUAAACGAAGAAAACAUAGAAAGAAUGGGACAAUUUACAAAUAUCAUAUAUUUUUAUUGUUUUCAAUUAUAUUUUUUUGUUGUAACUCAGUUAAAAUAUGUUUAUAGAGAAUUUUUACAUACAAUUUAAAUUUGCUUUUUAUAAACGUGGUAAAAUGUUCAAAACAUUAGAUUCAUUUUGUAAGCUAUUUAUAGACAUUUUAAUUUAGCUAGUUUUUUUAUCUGGUAAAUACUCUGGAUGAAAUUGUUAGACAAGCACUGAGAUGCUUGGAAUCUACAGGCUAUGGUUAUAAGACAGUUAAAAUUUUAAAAAAUUUUCAACGGAAUGUUAUAUGUAUAAUAAUACUCCAUGACAGAAAUAAAAAUGUUUUCUUUAUGAAUAGAAAUAUAUAUAUUUAUACCUAUGUAUAACAAAAUAUAAUUAACGCUAAUCUAUUAACAAAAUUUAAAAUGUCUAUAUUUAUAAAAUAUCGACAAGAAAAUCUGAAUUUUUAAAUCUAGAUUUUAUAUCAGAUAUAUGUAUACUUAAAACUUUAUCUAAACUCUUGACUUAAGAUUUAUUAUAUUUUGAAUCAUUAUGAUAUUAUUCCUUAUGCAAUACAAAGAUGUACAUAUUGAACAAUGCAUGUAAUAUAUUAUAUUUGUUUACAUUUGUUUUUUUUUUUUUUUUUUUUAUAGUAAUAGCGGUGUAUUACAUUCCAUGGCUACUGCAGCCAUCGGUCCAAACUUUGGGGACAUCGAAUCGGACGGAUCAAGAGCCGAAGACGGGCUUUUGAGUAGCGAAUGUGAAACUCCUAUGUACGAAAAACCCCAAUUCAGCCAUUAUUUUAGACAGGAUUCUGCAGACAAACACGUACAGUUUAACGUUGGUGAGUAAUAAUGACAUAUUAUUAUGAAUAUUAUACAUGAGAAUUCCCAAUCACUCGUUAACUAAUGAUCAGUUCUCUUAUUAGUAUUUCGUAUUUUUAAGCGAUGUUUAGUGUAUAUUAAUUAUAUAAAUUAACUUAUCAAUAACACGUCAUGUUUUACUAUCAGUAUUAUGGAAUCUAAAUAUUGUAAGAAAUAGCAUAAUCGAAUAUUUAAAUUUAUUCUUGUUAUUAUUCCCGUUGCUGACCGACAAGAGACAAUAAUUUGUAUGAUAAGGGAUUUAAUUGAUUUAAAGCAACACAGCCAUAUACAGCAUACACGGUAUAAUGUGUCCGAAAAUAUAGACAAAAUAAACUGUUAGCACCACUGAAUCCGGAACACGAUUAUUAUUAUUUUUCUCCGAUAUCUUAUUAUACGAGUAGUUAUUAUGUAUUGUAGCUAUAACGCGGAAUGUACGUCAUAUAAUUUAAAUUAAAUAUAAUAUAAUAAAAUAAAUAAAUAUUAUAUCUUUUUCAUUGUUAAAAAAAUUCCUUAAAUUCGUAAUUUUUUUUAAGAAAAAUUUGCCAUAAAAAAAUUAGUAUUCAUACAGACUAUACAAUACACCAUAGGCUUUUAAAGCUUAUUUAGAUUUGUAAACAAAUCAUCGUUUGUAAACGUGUUUAAACUGCGAUAUCAGUAAAAAAUCGAACACCGUUUUUAGAUAAAAAAAAAAUAUAGAUUCCCCAUAGAGUUAAAUGAAUCGUGAGUUAAAUGAACGUACGAGUUCAAAUACUCAAAUGAAUUCACUUUAAUUAAAAAAAUUCUUUUCAAAUUUGAAGACCUAUUAUUUUAAACAGGUUCAAUUAUCUAUUUGUAAAGUCCCAUGGCAAAAUUAAAACUCUUUGAAUAGACCAAUAUUAUAUUUGCUUCUAAAACAUUGAUAAAUUUAGCAAUCCAUAGUUUCAUUGAUCUACUCGAAAUAUUGACGAUAUGGUUUUUCGAUUAAACGUAAUCAAUUAACGUUUUCGUUAGUUCAUACUACAUUAAAAUUUAAUGUAUGUGCAAUAAUACAGAUUAUAUAUACUCAAUAUUAAUUUUCAUACUGAUUUGUUCCCUAUGUAGGACUAUGUAUUAUAAAAUAAUCAUGCUACCACUCAUUUACGACAAAACCUAAUUCCUGUAGCUUUAUCUUUUUUGUAUCUAUAAAUAAUAUUAAUCUAACAACUUCAUUAUAAAAUUUAAAUUUAUAUAAAUAUUUUUAAAAAAUAUAUUCAAAUUAUUUGUAUACAGAGACGAAUAUAAGAGGGGAAUAUGGAUAUUAAAGCCCCCCCCUUCACACGUGUAGGUACUUAAAAAAUAGGAACUAUACUAUAUCAUAUGAACUUAUAUCAAAAAUACAUUUUUAAACCAUAUAGAAAGUGAAUUUUUUUAGUGUAUAUAAUAAUACAUUUGAUUAUACCUAGCUAAGAAAACCGAAGUUAUAAAAUAUAAAUAUACAUGGUAUACUAAUAUAUAAUACUAUAGGGUGCCAUUGGAUUUUUAGAAAAUACUUUAGGGUGCCGUGAGUUAAAAAAGACCGGGAACUUUUGAUUUAUAGAAAUUAAAUAAAUUUAAGUUAUAGUAAUAUUGAAAAUGAAUAUAAUAUUAUGUAGCUAUAGCUACCUAGUUAUCUUAAUGAGAUCAAUUUUAUUUUAAAUAAAUUUAAAAAAAAAAACGAAUAAUUUAAUCGUGCUAAACAUUCCAACUAAAUCAAUUUCCUGCAAAUACUAACUCAAAAAAUAAAUAUUUAAUUCAAAUUGAUCGAAGUCACGUGCAGCAGAUUUAAUAAACAAUUUACUAACGCUAUUGAUUUAAUUACCAAACAUUACAUUUUGACUAAAAAAUUAUUCCAAUAGUCAACUGAUACUAUAAAUUAUUAUGAUUAAUUCAUGUUUUUGGUUUUUAAUGAUUAUUGCGUUUGCGAUUAAUUUAUAAUGGUAUUAAUUUGAUUUUAGGAUCAUACAAUUUAUUAUAAUCAACAAUUUUUGUUUUACUAUUACAGUAUUACUUAUGCAAAUUAAAAAAUUAUAAAAAAAGGUUUUUUCUUUAAAAAAAAUUCAAUAAAUGUGAUUAUAAAAAGUUAUAUUAAAGAUAUCAAAAGAAUAUUUAUUAACGUUGAACGGUAUAGGUGAAAAUGCAAUUGACAACUUUUUAAGUUUUUAUAGUUGUUUUGAAAAAUGUGAUAAUAUUAUUGUUAUUAUCAUGAACAUAAUUUUAAAAUGAUUACAAACGGAAUGCGCCAGUUAUUAGUUUUACCAUGAUGUGUAUUUUUUAAAUUAUUAUUAUCUCAUCAUUAUACUUUAUAUAAGUUCUUAUACGUUUUAACAUUAUAAGUAAAAUUAACGCAGUAGACUAAUACUUAACUAUAUUUAUACAUAAAUAAAUAAAUAAAUAUACCACGAUCUUUUAUAAAAAUUUGUCAUCAUAUACCAGGUGAUACAUUUAAGUGGAUACACUCAUUAUCUCGAAAAGUAUUAACUUUUUCGGGAAUGUUUUUUCUAGAACAUUUAAAAAACAAGCUGCUCUACAAUUUUAAAUUUUUGUUUGGAAAUCAAAAAUUUCAACACUAACAUUUAUUUUAAAUAAUACUUUAUCUAUUUAUGGAAUUUUUAAUAUAGGUUGUCAUUUAAAAAUCAAAAGUAGGUAGUGGUUUUAGCCCCCAAAAUAAGGGCGACAAAAAAUAACAUAAGUUUAAAAUUGUAGAAGGUGCUUGUUUUUUAAAUGUUCUAGAAAAUAAAUUCCCGAAAAAGUUAAUACUUUCCGAGAUAAUGAGUGUCUUAUGAUAGAUUGAUCACCCGGUAUAUUAAAUUAAUAUUAUAUUUAUAUAAAAACUGUAGUCCAUUAACAGGGGGCACGUGUCCUUGUGCCCUCCCCCUGGAUCCACCACUUGGACAUAUAAUAUUAUGUACAGUACUAUCACUAAUAUUAUUACUGAAUAAAUGAUUUUUGGUGAAAUUAAAUUGUAUUUUAUUCUAUGUUAUACGAUAUUAUGUUAUUGAAUGUUAAACUUGAUUAAAAAAAAAAAUGUUUUAAAGGAAGCCAUUUCGGGGGGGGGGGGGAGUGACCUCCUUACCCCCCAUCUGUGUGCGUCACUGUGACCGAGUAUAAAAUCGUUAUUACCCGCGGGUUACACGCAAGGCAUACGACUAGUAUAUAAUUAUAUUCAAAAAAUAGUAAUUUAUUGUAUUCUUAUUGUUAUCGGUAUUAUUCUAUUUAAAGUAGUUCCGCGAAGAUAUACAAUUUCUAUAAUGGUUGUCUAGGUUAAUUUAAAAUAAUAAUUUUUUUUUUAUCAUCCGAAAUUCCGAACUUCGCUCAUACAACAUUGUUUACUUGCCACAGGGUAAUACAAAGAAUAUAAUACGAAUUAUAUCAUUUACGUGUUCUUUUGUAAUACAACUUUGUGAUAAUGUCGUAAUAGACUCCAAAAGUAUCAAUAAUAACUCUAUAAUAACCGUUGACAUAAGGAUUCCAGUAAAACAGCCUAAAUAGUAUGCUUAAAAAUAAAAUCAAAAUAUAAAAUACUGCCAAAAUAAUUGUUAGUUAAACUUUAAGUUCUGAUAAAAAAAAUAAUGAUUUAAGCUUACAAAGUAAAAAGAAAAAAACCCUACAAUAACUAAUUGAUUAGUCUUGGUCGUCAUUACCGUCGUCAUUUUGACGUUAACAAGUUGUCAUAAGUGAAGGUACCUAUGUGCUUGAAUUAGUUAUUUUCUAUCGUUUGAAUACAUUUAAAUUGUUAAUAACAUUUUCUUUGAAACGUUCAAAGUAUUAAUCAAAGAAGACACAUAUUAUGGAAUCAUAAUAAAAUAAUAAAUAAAUGAUAUAACACAAGAUUAAGUUUUUCAUCCCCCAUAGAAAACUCAUAAAAAUAGGUACGUUUUAAAUAUUUAAAUUAGAUGUAUAAAUCUGUUUAAAAUUAAACUAUACUAUGAAACACACACCAUUUUCUUCGUCUCGAUUAAUUAAACAAACUGUUUCUGAUCGUAAUCACUUAAUUUUAAUUAAAUUUAAAAUUAAAAUUCAGUUGCAAAUACAUUAUAAGUUAUUGCAAGUUAUUUCGAAUUUCCUUUUAAAGACUCCUUAAAUAAAAUGCACAUUUUCUGUUAAAUUUAUACUCAUGUUAUAUUUUAUUUUACUUGUACAAAAAAAAAACUUUAGACAUUUAAACUUGAAAAAUAAUGUGGCAUUUAUUUUCUGCUCUGUAAAACAUUUGAUUUCGAUGAUUUAAAGUGUUCUUUGAACGAUUAAUUUUUUAUAUGCUUGUCGAAUUCGAAAAGUUUCAUUUAUAACUUUAGGAAACAUUGGACUACUAAAACGUCGUCAUUAACUUCUGGACCCUUCUAAUUCAUUGAAAAUCCGUUAUAAGUCGUGUUUUUACUCUCACCAAUGACCAAUCUAUAUUAUAUACUGUUUGUAUAUUAACACUUAAACUGUUUAAAAAAAAAGCUCUUUAGUUAUAGGUCUUAGAGAUACAUUGUAAAGGUUAUAAAUUAUUAAUCUAUGUCGGUAAAAAUAAUAUGAUUUGUAUUUUAGAUUCUGAGCAGAGCGAUGGAUGUAUUGGUUUUAUAAUGAUGUUUGUUUAUUUUUAUUUUUUUUCUGUGAACAACUUCCCUUCAAGAAAUUAUGCUCCGAUUUUCAAAUAUAACAUCUUUUUUGAAAGGAAAUUUGAUUGAUGAGGUACUUGAGUAUUUAGGUACUGGGAGAGAUUUUUUCAGUGGUUUUCAUAAUAAAUGGAAAAAAACGUAGGAAAAACGGGAAAUGUAUUAUUUUAAAAUCGUAGAUAUUACAGCCUUUUAAAACAUGUUUAACCGAACUCCGCUCAGAACCAUUUUUCAUUAGCAACGAUUAAUCGUUGCGUACAGAUAUACAUUAAAUUUCCCUUCUACCUUCCCAACUUCUCACCUACAAUAAUGGCCCACCCAUCGUGCGAAGUUUGUACGUUUUUUGUAUUCUAUUUUCAUUCAUUACUCAAAGUAUUAUAAAUGUAUAUUUCUUCAGUGUUAAAUGUGAGUAUUUAGUGAAGUUUUUAUAACUCUGUGGGUUAAAUAUUAAGAAGCUCGCUGUUGGAUUUCCAUAUUUUUUCUAAUUUUGUUAAAUUUAAACAUUUUAAUAACCGCCUUAAAACUAACACGUGUCUACUAAUCUACUACCCGAUAUCAAUUCAAGGGAUUGUUUUACGGACAAAAAUUACUCUUUGUUAAUAAGAAUAAUUCAUUGUCAACAUAAUAUUUUCUUAUUAUUUUAUUUUGAAAUUGAUAAAUAACAAUAUUUUACAAAUCACAUUGAUUACAAUGUUUCACUUGAUUUCAAAUUAUGGUAUAAAAACAUAAAAUAUUAAAAAACGUAGUUCAAUGCGGUCUUUCUACCAAAACAAUAAUCAUUCAAAUCGAAACACUGUAUGAGGCAUGAAAGUUUUUAUCGUUGGCAUGUUUUGACUGAAAAAAUACUUUGGGCAUGGGGCCUCUAAAUGAAUUUUUAAAAACAUAAUGUUUCUUUUUGAAUUCUAGAUGAAAAAAACGAAGACUCAGCUGCGUACAUUGAACACAGAGAAUUUGGUGCACAAGAAAUAGCACGUCAGGAAAUGAAAAAAAAGAAGCGAAAACACAGGUACUUACAUGUAAUACAAAGUUUAUUAAAAAAAAUGAAACUAAUGUAAUAAAACUAUUUGAAUUUGUUUAUAAUAAAUGAAAAUUGUUCGCCUUUUUUUACGACUUAUGAAGCCUGUGCAAAAAAGAAUAUAACAUCUAUAAAAAUAUAUAAACACGAAAAUGUAGGUAAUCAAUGUCUUUUAUCGAUCUAUUGACCAUGCAACUUUAUAUUGGGUACUGUUUAUCUUAAAUAAAAUAAAUGAGAUGUGUAUUUGUACAAUAAUAUUGUGUUUAGUUAGGAUUUGCAUUUAUGCUGUGUGAUCGCAUAAGGCGAUGGACAACGGUCUGAUCAUUGGCUAUUGGUCGACUUAUUUAUCCUUUAAGGGAUAAAACUAGUUGCAGGGAUGGCCUCGAGCAGGCUGGCGACAUACACCCCCAUAUAAAUAAAAUAAAUAAAUGUAUACAUAGUAAUAAGUAUAAUAUUCACAUCGGUAGGAAUUCAGGGAUUUUAACCUCCCCCCUCUUUUAAACGUCUUUGAAAAUUACUUUUAAAAGUUAACAUUUUUUAAGUGAACAAGGUGAUUGCAUAGUUAACCGGAUGGUUUUAACACAAUUUUGAUAGAAUUACUUAGUAUCGAUCUCUAUACGCUACGUAUUAAUAAAAUUCUAACAAUCUUAUACCAAAAGCAGUAACUUAAAGUAAUCAAUUUGUCUGAAUAGCAUCCUUAAACAUUAAUAAUUUAUAAAGAAAACUAUUUAUAAUAUUGUUUAUUCGAACACUUAUUUUAUUGCUAGAAUAACGAAAAAUGCUAAUGCUUAUUUUAUAUUCGUGUUUAAUAAUAUUUAUAUUUUGUUGAUAUUUUUAAUUGUUAACGAGGAAUAUUUGUUUUUUUUUUUCUACAGACAUCAUCAUCGUCACCAUAGUCGACACAAGCAUAACGAAAGAGAAAUUUUUAUCCCAAAGGACGAUUUACAGCUUGACGAAAAUUUAGACGAAUUUUUACAGGACGAUUUAACAAGUAAGAACAAGGCAGCUAAUAAUUUAUUAUGAUAACUUAUUAUUUCUCAUUAUAUGAAAAUAUUAAAGAAAGAAAAAUAUUAUUUGAUCAAAUAAAAUGUAUGAAAAUCAGUCGACGUUUAACUAAUAGAACGAAAUAUUUUAAAACGAUAUUUCAUAACAGUAAUAUUAUGAAAACAAUAAUUAUUACUUACCUAGCUAUUCUGACUCGCACUAAAAAAUUCAUUAAUAGUGUAGUAUAUUAUACAAAGUGAUUCAUUAAGCGUGUUCACCCUAUUUUUUUAGCUAAAUUUUGCAUGUACAUAUUUAAAUUCUGAUUUUUGAAAUUUUUAAGUUUAGUUAAAACCGAUAUUUUCGAAUACUUAGAUUUUUCACAAUAUAUAAGAAAUAUCCUGUGGUGAUACCAAUUUUGGUUUUUCAAUUGAGAACCUAUAUUAAAAAUUCCACAAAUAGAUAAAGUAUUACUUUAAAUACAUUUUUAUAUUAAAAUUUUUAAUUUCUGUCAACCCUUUGACGAGAUAUUUCACUUUUAAGUUUAGGUGGGGGAGAGUAAUUUACUAUUAUUUGUGUGGCAACACGGCGCGCAGUGUUUUAUUAGUGCUUCACUACUCCUCCUCUACCUAAACUAAAAAUGAAAUAACUCGUCAACAGAUUGACGGAAAUUAAACAUUUUGAUACAACAUUUAUUGAAAGUAAUAUUCCGUCUAUUUAUGGAAUUUUCAAUAUAGGUUCUCAUUUGAAAAAUCUAAGUAUUCAAAAAAAUCGGCUUUAACUAUAUUUAAAAUUCCGAAAAUCAGAAUUUGAAUUUAUGUACAAUUUAGGUUAUAGAAAAAAUGAGAUGAACAUGUUUAAUAAAUCACUCUGUAUAUUCAACUAGGGUUAGGAUGUUUAUGCACUUAAAAUCCACAAAAAAGUGCUUAAAUCGUAAAAAAAAAACACAUAAAAAUAUUUCAAAAAGCAAAAGUUGUAGAGGAUUUAAAGUCCCUCUUUUAACUGUUCGAACCCUAUUAAAUACAAUUUACUAACACUGACAAAUGAUUAACAUAAAGUAUUAUUUUUAUUUUUUAUAACAUGCACAAAUUAAUUUGAAAAAAAAUACUUUAUUGAAGUUAAGUUGGAACCAUUAGAGGGGGGUCUUUUAAACCCCCCCCCCCCCCUCCAGCUCUAGCAUUAUUGCUUUUCUAAUUAUUCUUUUAGAGGGUACCAUCGCUGGAUGAUUUUCCUCAUCAUGUGCUUCAUGUGUAUUGUUUUUAUGUAUAUAGUGUUAUAUCGGUCAUCUAUUUUACUUAUUGUGUUAUGUAAUACAGUUUGUAAAUUUUCAAAUAAAAAAAAAAAAUAAUUAUUCUUUUAAGUGAUUUUCAGGCCUUUAUUGACGUUUUUAAGCGUAUUUUGUGGAUUUUAAGUGCAUUUAGUAGGAAAAUAAUUAAUUUAAUUUAAUUGUUUAGUUUUCUAAAGGCACCAUAAUAAUUAUUUCAAUAAUUCUAUAUUACGUGAGUUUAAUUGAAAAACUUUAUUAAACCCAGUGGGAUUGAUGUAAGUAUAUGUAUGAUUUGUGACUCAACUCGAAAUUUUUUUUUCUUGUGAAUAGCAAUUUGUUUUUUUUUUUUGUACCACAUGGCACAUAUUUUUUCCCGUUGAAAUCAAAAUUGUAACUAUUCUCGUUGGUAAAUAGUUGUUGUUGAUAGUAAAUGAGUUAACUACCUGAUCUACGUGAGCCUGUGCACAAAUUUAAGUACUUAUGACAAAACAUUUGGAAUGACUACACUAAAAUAUAAUACAUCGUUUAUAUAUAUUUUUUAUAAUAUGUAAAAGUGCGUUUUAUUUGACACGGAAUAAGCGUUAUAAUAUAUUCUCGUGCAAAAUGAAUAUUGACGAAGAACAAUUUUCAACUAUUUAAAAGCAGCUAAUAAUGCUUAAAGCUAUUAAUAUUUUACAUACUAUUAAUUAACAUGUUGAAUUUAGAUAAAAAUUCAUAUUAUAUAUAUAUAUAUAUACACAAGUUUUGAAAUGUUUAAAAUGAGUUAGAUAGUGAAAAAUAUUGAACGAUAUAUUUUUAAUUUACGGAAUUUCAUAACAUAACAAUAAAAUAUUUUAUUUUUACUGAUAAUUAAAUAAUUUUGAUCAAAAAAAAAAAAAUUAAUUGUUUUUUAGAACAUUAAUCUUCGAUUUUCGAAUUUUAAUUCGAUAAAUCGUAUUAAUGUUAUACAAUAUUCAGAUAAUCUUACUUGACUGAUAUUACGAUAACAGUAUACAAAAUUACGAAAUUAAUUGAAUUCGUAAAAAAUAUAAACAGUACAUAAAGCAAUAGACUUUAUACAAAGAACAUUCUCUUAAUAUCAACUAUCAAUAUUAACUAAUCAUUAAUUUUAUAUACCUUUAUAUAUCUAUUAUAUAUUAUAUAUAUUAUAUUAUUAGUAUAUCCAUUAUAUUAACAAUAAUAUGUUGCAUAUGACGUAGGUCAUAGAUAUGAUUGUAACAAAGAAAAACGAAGAUUCAGUGGUAAAAAUAAAAGUUCGUUUUUGGUUCCGUAUGCCGGAGAUAUAGACGGAACAUUAAUUGCGGGAUUGCCAAUAAAAGUGAUCAAGAAAUACGUAGACCACAGUCCGCAUGCGGUACGUUUUUAAAUAUUUAAUUAUAUUUUUAAAUAUAUUCUAAUAUUCAAGUGCGUCGCUUGUUCAGCUCGUUGAGUUAAUUUAUCUCGCGUGGUUUGUAUAUCUUUGAGAUAAAUGAUGUCUUAAAAGAAAAAUAAAUAAAUCUGAAAUAUUAAAAACAUAAAUUGAAGACGAACUUGUAUAGUGUUUUGUAUUGAUUACGAACCCAUUGCAUCGGUAGCGUUUGUGUUUUUAUAUAUUAGAUGUAUAUGUUAUUAUGAAUGAAUUUUCAUCACAGGUGUUCGUUCAACUGGACGAGUUAAAGGCUAACGGAGACGAACGCGAAUGGAAAGAAACUGCUCGAUGGAUAAAAUACGAGGAAGACGUGCAAGAGGGCACGGACAGAUGGGGUCGACCGCACGUGGCUUCGUUGAGUUUCCAUUCGUUGCUGAACGUGAGACGGUCAUUGGAAUCAGGUAAAUUUUUAGGUUUUUUUUUUGGCAACCGAGAACUACUGCUUGUAGUAUGGAAAUAAAUGUCAUGUUCUCUUAAAGGUGUGAUUUUAUUGGACUUGGAAGAAAAAGACCUACCCGGUGUAAUAUACCGCGUAGUCGAACAGAUGGCCGUCGAAGAACUGAUCAACCAAGAGGACAAAGCCGCGGUCAUGAGAUUGCUAUUGCUCAGACACAGGCACGUCCAACAAGACGGCGAAAAGUUUAGUAGGUUUAUCAGACGAAAUACGUCCAGCUACACGAGUCUUACGGUAACUACUAACAAUUAUUUAUAUUACGAAUUUCAAUCGAUUUUAAAAUGGCUUCAGAAUAUUAUUUUGUUACGUAUCUACAAACUUAUUUUGGGAAUAAUUUGUCUUUUUCUGUUUCUUCUUUUUCUUCCUCGUUACCUAAAUAAUUGAAAAAUAUCAAAACACAAAAAAUCAUUAUGUAGGACAUUUGGGUAUCUAUGCAGCAUUCAUAAUAUGAACAUAUUACAUAACAAUGUAUUAUAUUCUUAUACAUUAUUUUAAUUAAUUAAUAGUUCUAUAAUUUCUUAACAAAUUAAAUUAACUGCUUUAAUCAUUUCUUUGUGUCUAUUUUUAAGCCACGUAUAUUAUAUUAUUUUUUUAAGAUCUAUUAUUAGUAUAAUUAUUAUUAUAUAUAGGUAUAUCUAUAAUUUUAUUUAAAUAUUGUUUUUCUGACAGCAAUUUGAGGCAGAAAUUCUGGCUAAGCGGUCGGCAUCACUUACAUACAAUGUAAACUAAAUCUCUUGGUUGAAUAUUAUACAAACAUAUUUAUAAUAAUAUGCAUUUUUCUUUUCAUCAUUAAUAACAUUAAGACAUUUUUAUGCGUUUGUUUUUUUGUAGAAUAGACGUUUUAGUUUUAAAAAAUCCUUGAUUGACAAGAAUCCACUUGCUAGAAAUAUAUCUGAAUCGCUUUUUUUUUUUUUUUUUUUAAUAACUUCUUUCGGGAAAUGGCUUUAGGCCUUAAAUGCAUAACAAAUUCACAAUAUUAUGCUUCUUUUUUUUAACAUUUUAUGUGUAUACUGUAUAAUAUAACGUGUGUACUGUAUAUAUAUAUAUAAUAUGUAAUAAUAUUAUGUACAAUAUACAUUUAUGUUAUAAAAAAAUGUGAUGCUCUAAUGUACGUAGUUAACUCUUAUUAGAUUCAGAAAUUUCCCUAUAAAUAACACUAAUUAAUAAAAAAGCCUAUAUUAUAGAAUCAGUGGCGUAUUUACGACUUGUUUUUUUUUUCUGGGAGAAGGGUGUAUUAGCACAAUUUAGACGGCUAAGCCCACCUAAAUCAUAUCAAGCACAAUCAUAGUUUAAAAAGUUGUGAGCCUCUAGGGGAAACUUCUUAACCACCCCCGUAGCCGUAAAUUCGUCACUGUAUAGAAUUUUCUUAGUUAUCCUCAUCUAUAAAUUCAUUUUAAAAAAAACCAUACUAAUUGAUUUGAUAUUGAUUCGCAGAAUCUAAAUGACGACGGAAAGUUGAAAAUGAAAAGCACUGUAUCGAGUCACGAAAUGCAUUCAAGUCCUAAAUUUGGCAUCAACAAUAACAACAACAAUAACCGUUCGUUCUUAGAUUUGGACAAAAAUCAUAUAAAUAUCGACAUGAAAGAAGAAACUUACACCUCGUCGACCGAGGACAUGGUAAAAAAAGCGCAAAAGGAAAGCAUUCUUAAGCGAAUACCGAUUGGCGCUGAGGCCACUACUGUAUUGGUUGGGUCAGUAGAUUUCUUGAAAAAAAGAACAGCCGCUUUUGUACGUUUAGCUGAGGGUAUCAUGAUACCUUCACUGACUGAAGUAACAAUACCAGUGCGAUUCGUGUUCAUACUUUUGGGUCCCCCCGAUCCAAAAGAUAUUGACUAUCACGAAGUCGGAAGAUCGAUGUCGACUUUAAUGUCGAAUUCUGUGAGUAAUAAUUAUUGUUUAUAAUAAUAUGCAACAACUACUGAAUUUAAAGUUUAUAUACAGCAGAUUAAACAAUGUUUCGAUAUAAAUUACAGGAGUUUCAUUGCAAAGCUUACAAAGUGGCCGAACGUAAAGAAUUGAUUAGGUUGUUGAACGAAUUUCUUGACAGCAGUAUUGUACUGCCUCCUUGUGAUUGGGAACGGGAAGAGUUAUUAUCGCUUCGAGAAUUAAAAGAGAAGAGCGAACAGAUAAAGAGACGAAAAACACGUGCCGCCGCUCAAAAAGAAGGUAGUUUAUUAUGUUUGUCAAUGAACGAUUUUUUUUAUUGGUUACUUAGUGUGAAAACAAAAUGGAAACCGUUUUGUCUAUCUUGUAGACCUUUUGGGGUGAUUAAUUUGAUGGUAUAAAAAAUAUAAUAAAAUGAUGAUAAUAAUAAUAGUAAUACACGUUAUGUUUUUUAGCCGUAGCCUUAGUGUCAACAGCCAGUGGAAAAGGCGACGAUGAUAAAGAUAACCCUUUGAGACGUACCAAAAAGCCUUGGGGAGGUUUGGUGAAGGACAUACAGCGGAGGUUACCAUAUUAUAAAUCCGAUUUUUCUGAAGGGUUGAAUUUGCAGUGCAUAGCGUCCGCGAUAUUCAUAUAUUUUGCCGCAUUGUCGGCAGCAAUCACGUUCGGUGGUCUUAUGGGUCAGUAGUGGUUUAUAUUGUACAUAUUAUUGAUUGAAAGUUCUUUCGGUUGUGUUUUUUUUCGAGCAAAAUAUUUAUAGAGUAAUAUUUAAAUGAGUGUUUGUCAUUCCGUCGUGUUUCAGCGGAUAAAACAAAAAAUUUUAUCGGAAUAUCGGAAACUCUGAUCGCCACUUCCGUAUCUGGCGUCAUUUUUUCCCUGUUUGCAGGACAACCGUUGGUAAUUAUAGGAACCACUGGACCUUUGUUACUCUUUGACGAAGCUCUGUAUAAUGUAAGUUUAUUAAGAUGAUUUUUAUAUGUUUCUACUUAUUUUCAUAUAUUUAAAUCAGUCUAACAUCUUUCUUUUUAUAGUUUUGCCACUCUAACAAUAUUGAAUUUUUACCAAUGAGGGUCUACAUUGGUUUGUGGUUGAUCAUCAUCGCUCUGAUUGUGAGCUGCGUCGAAGGUAGUGUAAUGGUCAAAGUAUUUACUAGAUUUACAGAAGAAAUUUUCGCAUCACUCAUAUCAUUGAUUUACAUUUGGGAGAGUUUGUCUAAGUGCUUUAACGUAUGUACUUUUUAUAAUAUUAUACCCGAGACACCUUUGUAAUGAUAAUUUAUUUUUACAAACUCCUUAACUGUUAAAGGUAUUUUUGAAACAUCCAUUGUUACCGUUUCACGAAUAUUGUGAGGAAUUCAACAUAAAUUCUAUUGCUUUCAACUCUACAUCAAAGUAAGUAUUAUAGUUUUUUGUUUUUUAGUCGUAUUUUUAUUUAUCUCGUACUCUUUACCUUCUAAAAUAUAUAAAAUGUAUAGAAUUAUUUUCAUAAACUAACUUUACUAUAGCCAUAGUUCCUUUUUUAAAAAUCCUUUAAAAAACACUCACAUCUUGAUCUUGUUUACAAAAGCCAAAAAAAAAAAAGACGGGAAAAUGUACAGUGAAAAAUAAUAAUAUAUUAUACAUUAUUUUAUACCUAGUAUUACAAGUUUAUCAAGAUCCGUGGACCAACCUAUAAUUAAAAAUCAACCGAACACUGCGUUACUGUGCACAAUUCUAGCACUAGGCACAUUUUUUAUCGCCUAUUACCUUCGACAUUUCAGAAACAGCAAAUUUCUCGGAAGAAAUGUAAGUUAAAUAAUAACAUUAUAUUUUAAACUGGUACAGAUUUUAUUAAAUUAUUAGUACCUAAUACACCCAUUUGCAUAGUUGUAAUACAUAACUAAUUUCAUAUUUGUAAAACUGUAUAGUCGGCAUCAUAAUCAUUUUUUCAGAAAGUAUCCUUAUUAAAAUUCAUUGACGUGCACAGAUUUUAAUGACAGAGGAUUUCAACAAUUGUAAUUAAUAUGUGCAUAUUAUGGUGAUUUCAGAUUCGUAGAGCUCUUGGCGAUUUCGGUGUUCCUAUAGCUAUCAUAGCAAUGGUAGCGGCCGACUAUUUUAACCCGACUACGUAUACUGAAAAACUCAAAGUGCCCGAAGGUCUAACGCCAUCCGACCCACAGGUGCGUGGAUGGUUCAUAUCACCCAGCGGGCUGAAGUUUCCCAUUGAACCUUGGGUACCUUUCAUCGCCAUCGUUCCAGCUAUACUCAUCUUUAUUCUCGUGUUUAUGGAAACCCACAUCAGCGAGUAUGUACAUACCUUCCUGAUAGUUCCUUCUCAUACGCCUCGUCUUUUCCGUCGGACUCUUUUCUAAACUAUAAAUACCUACACCAAAACUUAUUUGUAGGUUGAUCAUUGCCAAAAAAGAACGCAAACUGCAAAAGGGUAGCGGUUUCCAUUUGGAUAUCGUGUUAGUGAGUGUCUGUAAUUUAAUGUGCGGUAUAAUUGGCGCGCCGUGGAUGAGCGCGGCAACCGUCAGGUCGGUGGCCCACGUGUCCUCUUUGACAGUGAUGAGUCGGACGCACGCUCCUGGUCAAAAACCCCAUAUCAUCGAAGUAAAAGGUUAGUUAAUAAUAUUAUUCUACUGUACAGUAUUUAAUUUAUUUGAAAAAACGCAUAAAUGAUAUUCUGUUUUCAAAUUUAAGAGCAAAGAAUCAGUUCUCUGUUGGUGUCCGUUAUGGUUGGCUGUUCAGUGCUUAUGGGUCCCCUGUUGCGAUUGGUACCAAUGGCUGUACUUUUCGGUGUCUUUCUCUACAUGGGAAUAUCAUCCAUUGAUGGUAUACAAUUUUUUGAACGCCUCAAAUUAAUUUUCAUGCCAGUGAAACAUCAUUCAGAAGCUCCAUAUGUUCGUAAUGUAAGUGUUUAUACAAUCAUUAAUUUAAAUUUAAGCGUUACCUGUUAUAGUGUUAUUUUUGUACGUAAAAGAAGCUACUCAAAUAAAUAAUUAUAAAAUUAAUUUUUUUUUUUUUGUUUAUAACAGCAAUAUAGUUAGACAAAAAUGGUAUAAAUAAUAUUUUUAAAUUCUGAACAAAAUGAGAAAUGUAUUGGCUUUACCAUGGUUCGGGCUUAUUUUUUUAUUUUUUCUGCUAACAACUUUUCCAUCAAAAAUCACCCUCCAAUCAAAAAAUGAUAGAUCUAUUUUGUAGCAUUUUGGAUCUAGUUGGAGGUCAUUUUUAAUUUUCUAAGUAAUUAUCAUAAUAGUUAGAAAAAUCUGAUUAAUAGAUAUAAGAAAAGCGAACAAAAUGUUCGAUAUUAAACGUUUCAUUAUAUUUUUGAUAUGUUUUGUUUUGUUUUCCUAUUCAAAAUCUUGUUCCUAAUUUUAAGAGUCAGUAGUAUAUUUUCUGAAUGAACAUUUUUAAUGCAUAGGAUGGUAAUUUUUUAUAUUGUCCAUCUAAUUUUUUUAAUAAAUAAUUGGGAAAAAACGUAGGAAAAAUAGUAAAGUUUAAAGUAAUAAUAAUGAUUCCAUUAUUUAAUUUUUAAUUUUUGUUGUAAUUAAGUUAAUAAUAAUAGUAGAGACUUCAAUUUUUACUAUUUUUAUUGUACAAUUUUCAAAACAGUUUAGAAAUUUAUUUAGCUAUUUAUAGGCAUUUGAGAUUUUUGAAUUUUAUUUGAUUUAAUGUGGAUAAAAUCUUUUAUUUUUUUCAGGUUCAAACAUACAAAAUGCAUCUAUUUACCGGAAUCCAACUGAUAUGUUUAUGUGUGUUGUGGGCUGUUAAGUCGUCAUCAUUUUCAUUAUUGUUCCCGUUCUUUUUGAUUUUGAUGAUUCCCGUGCGAUCUCAACUGUGUAAUAAAAUAUUCACUCCUAAAGAGUUGAGAGCAGUGAGUACCUAACUAUUUUGUCACCGUGAACUUAUCUUGUAUUAAUUUAGAAAUUUUUAAUUCAUAAUGUAUUUUUCACUUUUUGUCACAGUUAGAUAGCAAUGAACCAACAAGCACAAUUAACGAUGAAGAUGAACCUGACUUUUAUGCCGAAUCUCGACUACCAGGCUAA
Cinara cedri is the source of this 60236-nucleotide messenger RNA. The record is from the annotation of a GenBank genome assembly. NCBI's taxonomy places the organism in Eukaryota, Metazoa, Arthropoda, Insecta, Hemiptera, Aphididae.